GUCUGCGUCUGCAGAGGUCCUGCCGCCCUGGAAGCAGGCGGGCUACGCAUCUGAAGCAGUCUACGCAAGCGUGACCGGCAUGGCCAUGGCGAGCAGCGUGACCGGCGUUGCCACGGCGACCAGUAUGACCAGUAUGACCAGUAUGACCAGUAUGACCAGUGUGAGCAGCGCCAGCCAGCUUCAAGUGGAGAAACACUGGGAGCAGCAGGUCACCGCCACCAGAGAGGAGGCGGCUGCCGUCCCCACCGGAGGUCAGGAGCCCGUCGUUCCUCCCACGCUGGUCGCUGGUCUGAAGAACGUGACGGUGACGGAGGGCGACUCGGUGACCCUGGAGUGCCAGAUCAGUGGCCAGCCGGCUCCCAGCAUCCUCUGGUUCCGAGAGGACUACCGGAUCGAGAGCUCCAUCGACUUCCAGAUCAGCUACGUGGGCGGGACCGCCCGCCUGGUGAUCCGCGAGGCCUUCGCCGAGGACAGCGGGCGCUUCACCUGCACCGCCAGCAGCCAGGCGGGCACCGUCAGCACGUCCUGCUACCUGCUGGUCAAAGUGUCCGAGGAGAUCGAGAGCCGAGAGGAGACGGCCGUCACCGUUGGGGGGGUCAGUCAGGAGAGAACCGUUACCAUGGAGACAAAGGAACAGACGGUGGUGGAGGUGAGCACCGGCGAGGCCGCCGCUCCCUUCUUCAUCCGUAAACCGACAGUCCAGAAGCUGGUGGAGGGAGGGGGGGUAGUCUUCGAGUGCCAGGUCGGAGGAAACCCCAAACCUCACGUCAUGUGGAAGAAGAGCGGCGUGCCGCUCACCACCGGAUACAGAUACAAAGUCAUCUAUAAGAAGGAGAGCGGGGAGUGCCGCCUGGAGAUCUCCAUGACCUUCGCCGACGACGCGGGAGAGUACGCCAUCUUUGUUAAGAACCCCCACGGAGAGACCUCGGCCUCGGCCGCCCUGCUGGACGAAGAGGCCUAUGACGCUUUUAUGAAGCAACAUGACGUGACAUAUAAAACUGAAGUGACUACGACCGUGGUCCAGGAGCCGUCCGUGGUCGUGACCCAGUACGAGCAGGAGCAGAGGAGGACCACCACCCCUAUGAGCUUCGUCUCAGAAACGGAGUUUCUGGUUUCUGCCUUCGAGGAGCGGAUCAUCCAGGAGAUCGAGCUGCGGAUCCUGAGGAUCAGCUACAGAGAGCUGGUGACGGAGGACGGAGAGCUGAUGGUCACGGCGCCGGAGGAAGAGGCGCUGCAGCCCGCCUUCGACACGCCCGUCAAAAACUACAGAAUCAUGGACGGCAUGGGCGUCACGUUCCACUGCAGGAUGGCCGGACACCCUCUGCCAAAGAUUGCUUGGUACAAAGACGGCCAGCGCAUCAGGCCGGGGGGGCGGUACCAGAUGGAGGUCCUGCAGGACGGGCGAGCCAGCCUGCGUGUGCCCGUGGUGGUGCCGGAGGACGAGGGCGUGUACACCGCCUUCGCCUCCAACGUGAAGGGGAACGCCGUCAGCUCUGGGAAGCUCUACGUGGAGCCGUCCGGAGCCGUUACACCGCAGAGAUACACCCCCCAGCCCGCCAUGCAGAGGAUCAGGUCCACGUCUCCUCGCUCUCUGAGCCGGUCCCCCGGACGUUCUUCCAGCCGAUCACCGGGACGCUCUCCGUCCCGUCGCCUCGACGACACCGACGAGGCUCAGCUGGAGAGACUCUACAAGCCCGUGUUCGUCCUUAAACCUUUCUCCAUCAAAUGCUCCGAGGGGCAGACUGCCAGAUUCGACUUAAAGGUGGUGGGCCGACCGAUGCCCGACACCUACUGGUUCCACAACGGACAACAAGUGACCAAUGACUACACACACAAGAUAGUGGUUAAAGAGGACGGGACCCAGUCCCUGAUCAUCGUUCCGGCCAUGCCACAUGACUCUGGAGAGUGGACGGUCAUCGCCCAGAACAGAGCUGGACGGACGUCUGUCGCCGUUACUCUUAAUGUUGAGGCUCGAGAAAGCGUGGCGCGCCCUCAGUUCAUCGAGAAGCUGAGGAACAUCACCGUGAAGCAGGGCACUCUGGUCGAGUUGGCCGUCAAAGCCAUCGGAAACCCUCUGCCCGACAUCGUCUGGCUGAAGAACAGUGACAUCAUCACCCCACAGAAACACCCACAGAUCAAGAUUGACGGGACUAAAGGAGAGGCCAAAUUCCAGAUUGUGUCUUCUUCAGGCUCGGACAGCGCCUGGUAUACGGCCACGGCCAUUAACAAGGCCGGCAGAGACACGACUCGCUGCAGAGUCAACGUAGAGGUGGACUUCGCCGCUCCUCAAGCCGAGAGGAAGCUCAUCAUCACCAAAGGAACGUAUAAGACCAAGGACAUCGCCGCACCCGAGCUGGAGCCUCUUCACCAGCGGUACGGCCAAGAGCAGUGGGAAGAGGGCGACCUUUUCGACAAGGAGAAGCAGCAGAAACCACUUUUUAAGAAGAAGCUGACUUCUAUCCGAAUGAAGCGCUUUGGUCCGGCUCAUUUCGAGUGCAGACUGACUCCGAUUGGCGACCCCAACAUGGCAGUGGAGUGGCUGCACGACGGCAAACCCCUAGAGGCUGCCAACCGGCUCCGCAUGGUCAAUGAAUUCGGCUACUGCAGCCUGGACUAUGAAGCCGCCUACGCCAGAGACAGCGGCGUCAUCACCUGCAGAGCCACCAACAAGUUUGGAGUGGAUCAGACCUCGGCAACGCUCAUCGUCAAGGACGAGAAGGGCCUCGUCGAGGAUACGCAACUACCCGAAGGCAGGAGGGGUGCGCACCGGAUAGACGAAAUCGAACGCAUGGCGCACACCGGAGGACCCUACGGAGUCACCGGCGACGAAGAAACAGAGAAGAUGAAACCAGAGAUUGUGCUUCUUCCCGAACCAGCCAGGGUCCUUGAAGGCGGCAUUGCACGAUUCCGCUGCAGAGUGACGGGUUAUCCUGCGCCCAAAGUCAACUGGUACCUCAACGGGCAACUGAUUCGCAAAAGCAAGAGAUACCGACUUACCUACGAUGGCAUUUACUACUUGGAGAUUGUUGACGUGAAGUCCUACGACUCCGGCGAAGUCAGGGUGGUUGCAGACAACCCUCUCGGCACAACCGAGCACACGGUGAAGCUGGAGAUCCAACAGAAGGAAGACUUUAGAUCGGUGCUGCGUCGCGCUCCCGAUCAGAAGGCCUCGGAGGCGUCGCACGACAGAGGCGUCGGGUUUGAUGUUGUGAAGGUGGAGCGAGCCAGCGAGUCGGCACAGGACAGAGAAGUCGUGAAGCUGCGCAAGGCACAGAGAGUCGUUCACGAGAAAACCUCGGAGGAGUCGGACGAGCUGAAGAGCAAGUUCAAGCGCAGGACGGAGGAAGGCUUCUACGAGUCCAUCUCCGCGGUGGAAUUCAAGUCACGCAAGAGGGACGACUCCUACGAGGACCUACUGAAGAAGACGAAAGACGAUCUCCUCCAUCGUCUGAAAGAGAAAGAAGAAGCAGAGAGGAAGAAGAUGGAGGAGCAGGGCAAACUUACGAUCCCCACCAUCAAACCGGAGAGGGUCCAGCUCUCCCCGAGCAUGGAAGCACCCAAGAUCCUCGAACGCAUCACGAGCAAGACGGUUGCCCCGCUGGACGAGGUCCGCUUCCAGCUGCGAGUCGUUGGCAGACCGGACCCCGAGUGCCAAUGGUUCAAGAACGGCGUCCUGGUGGAGAAGACGGAGCGGGUCUACUGGUACUGGCCGGAGGAUCACUUGUGCGAGCUGGUGAUCCGAGACGUGACGGCGGAGGACUCUGCCAGCAUCAUGGUGAAAGCCGUGAACGUUGCCGGGGAGGCCUCCAGCCACGCCUUCCUGCUCGUGCAAGGCAAGACGGCGGUGACCUUCACCCAACAUCUGGAGGACGUCAGCGCCAACGAGAAGGACACCAUGGUGACCUUCGAGUGUGAGACCAACGAGCCGUUCACCAAGGUCAAAUGGCUGAAGAACGGCACGGAGAUCUUCUCUGGAGACAAGUACCGAAUGCACUCCGACAGGAAGGUCCACUUCCUGUCUGUGUUGACCAUCGGCAUGAAGGACGCCGCCGAGUACUCGUGUGUGAUCGUAGACGACGAGAGCAUCAUGACGAGCGCCAGGCUCCACGUAGAAGGCGCCACCCUGGAGCUGAGGACACCUCUGGAGGACAUCGAGGUGCCGGAGACGUACGCCGGGGAGUUCGAGGUGGAAAUGUCCCGCGAGGACGCUGAGGGCAGCUGGUUCUUUGGGGACAAGAAGCUGUCUCCCAGCGGCAAGUACAUCAUGUCCUCCCGCCGGGGGAGACAGACGCUGUCCAUCAGAGAUGUGAGGAAGGAGGACCAGGGGAAGUACAGCUUCGUGUGCGGAGACCUGAGGACCAGCGCCUCGCUCAAGAUGAAACUCCGCCCCGUCACCCUGAUGCAGCCUCUGACCGACCUGACGGUGUGCGAGGGCGACAUCGCCCAGCUGGAGGUCCGCUUCUCGCAGGAGAACGUGGAGGGCAGCUGGAUGAAGGACGGCGUGUCCGUCUCGGCGUCGGACCGCGUCCACAUCGUCAUCGACAAGCAGGUCCACAAGCUGCUGCUGGAGAACGUCACCCGGGACGACGCCGCCGCCUACGCCUUCGUGGUCCCCGCGCAGGACAUCUCCACCUCGGGCAGACUCAGCGUCCAGACGAUCGACAUCGUGGGUCCUCUGAAGGACGUGUCCUCGGUCGAAGGCACCAAGGCGGUCCUGGAGGCCAAGAUCUCGGCCCAGGACGUCAGCUCCGUCAAAUGGUACCUCAAUGACAAGAUGCUGUUGCCUAGCGACCGCAUCCAGAUGGUUGCCAAGGGAGCCAAGCAGCGACUGGUCUUCAGCAGGACGUACGCGUCGGACACGGGACGCUACAAGCUGGUGGUGGGGAAGGUGGACACCAGCUGCAGCCUCACGGUCCAGAAGGUGACCAUCGUGAAGCACCUGGAGGACAAGGUGUGCUCCGAGUCCCAGAACGUGGCCUUCAGCGUGGAGGUGUCCCACCCCGGCAUCGACCCGGUCUGGACCUUCAGGAACCAGACGCUCAAAGCCGGACCCAAAUACAAGAUGGAGUCCAAGGGCGUGUCCCACUCCCUGACGAUCAUCGACGCCAUGAAGGACGUGGACGGCCCGUACACGUUCCACGCCGGGGAGCAGACGUCCAGCGCCACGCUCACCGUGUCCGGCGGCGCCAUCACGCGGCCGCUGCAGGACGUCAUGGUGGCUGAGUCGCAGACGGCGGCGCUGGAGUGUGAGGUCGCCAACGCCAACGCCGAGGGCCGGUGGCUGAAGGACGGCCAGCCCGUGGACUUCAACGACAACGUGACCAGCGAGGUGGACGGCGCCGUCAGACGCCUCGUCGUCGCCAUCACCAGACCGCAGGACGUCGGGGAGUACACCUACCAGGUGGCCUCGUCCAAGACCACCGCCAACCUCCGCGUGGAGGCGGUGAAGAUCAAGAAGACUCUGAAAAACCAGACGGUGACGGAGACCCAGGAGGCGGUCUUCACGCUGGAGCUGACCCACCUGGACGUGAAAGGGUCGCAGUGGAUCAAGAACGGCGUGGAGCUGCAGAACAGCGACAAGUACGAGAUCACAUCGGCCGGCGUGGUCCACACGCUGAAGGUCAAGAACUGCAACACGCAGGACGAGUCCGUCUACUCCUUCAAACUGGGGAAGCUGUCGGCCAACGCCAGGCUCAACGUUGAGACGAUCAAAAUCGUGAAGAAGAUAAAGGACGUGACGUCGCUGUUGGACAGCCCCGCCUCCUUCGAGCUGAGCCUAUCACACGACGGCAUCCCCGUCAGGUGGAUGUUUAAAGGCGCAGAGCUCAAGGCGAGCGACAGGUGCAAGAUUGUGUCGGAGCGCAAAGCUCACAAGCUGACCCUGCAGAACGUGGACAGCAGCGACGCCGGGGAGUACACCGCCGUGGUCGGGCACCUGCAGUGCAGCGCCACGCUCACCGUGGAGGCGCUGCGGGUCACCAGACCGCUGAAGAGCGUGAGCGUCCCGGAGACGCAGGUCGCCACGCUGGAGUGCGAGGUGUCCCACUUCAACGUGCCGUCCACCUGGCUGCGGGGGGGCGUUGAGAUCGAGAUGAGCGAGAAGUUCCGGAUCGUGGUUCAGGGGAAACUCCACCAGCUGAAGAUCAUGAACACAAGCCGGGACGAUGCCGCCGAGUACACCUUCGUCUGCGGCAACGACCGCGUCUCCGCCACGCUCACCGUCAGCCCGGUCCUGAUCACGUCCAUGAUGAAGGAUCUGAACGCCCAGGAGCGGGACACCAUCACCUUCGAGGUGACGGUGAACUACGAGGGCGUGAGCUACAAGUGGCUGAAGAACGGCGUGGAGGUCCGGUCCUCGGACCGCUGCCAGGUCCGCAGCCGCCAGCUCACGCACUCGCUCACCAUCCGCAACGUCCACUUUGGGGACGGGGGACAGUACCAGUUCGUGGCCGGCUCCGCCGCCUCGGCCGCCAACCUGUUUGUGGAAGCGCGUGUGAUUGAGUUCACGAAGAAGAUUAAAGACAUAAAGAUCACGGAGAAGAAGAAGGCCGUGUUUGAGUGUGAGAUCUCCGAGCCGAACGUCCAGGUGGUGUGGAUGAAGGACGGACAGGAGCUGGACAUGUUCCAGGACAGGUUCACUGUGACAGCGGAGAAGUUCGUUCACCGUCUGAUGAUCCAGACGGUUCGCAUGUCCGAUGCCGGGGAGUACUCGGUGGUGGCCGGGGCCAGCGUGUCCAAGGCCCAGCUGACCGUGGAGGGCCGCGACAUCCGCAUCUCGGAGCCGGCGGAGCGGGAAAUCACUGUUCUGGAGAAGCAGCGGGCGACCGUAGAGUUCGAGGUGAACGAGGACGACGUGGAGGCCCGCUGGCUGAGGAACGGCGUGGAGAUCCAGUUCUCGGCGGAGGAGCGGUUCUCCUACGUCUGCAUCCGCAGGCUGCACCGCCUCACGGUGUCGGAGACGUACCGCAGCGACGCCGGAGAGUACACCUUCAUCGCCGGCAAGAACCGGAGCGCCGUGCACCUCCGGGUCAACAUCCCGGAGCCGCCGCAGAUCCUUCGCCACAUGGCGCCGCAGUCGGUGGAGGCGGGAAAACCCGCCCGCUUCUCGGUGCAGGUGAGCGGCGUCCCGGCGCCGCAGGUGUCCUGGUUCAAGAACUCCCAGGCUCUGGCCGCCGGCUUCAAGUGCAAGUUCCUCCAGGACGGCGGCGGCGAGCACUCGCUGCUGCUUAUCGAAGUCUUCCCCGAGGACGCCGCCGUCUACAACUGCCAGGCCCAGAACGAGUACGGCACCGCCACCAGCACCGCCGCGCUCAACGUGGAAGUGUCGGAGGUGGUGUCUCCGGACUCGUCUGCGACCGUCGCCCCCCCGGUCGUCAUCUCGCCCGUCGUCAACGCCACGGCCCGCGAGGGGGAACCGGCUCGGUUCCAGUGCCGAGUCCGCGGAGACGAUGUGAGGAUCAGCUGGUUCCACCAGCAGACCGAGAUCAAGCAGUCCGAAUUCUUCCGGAUGUCCCAGUUUGACGACAGCUGCCAGCUGGAGAUCUCCCGGGUCUACCCCGAGGACGAGGGACAGUACACCUGCGUGGCCACCAACUCCGCCGGGACCGUGUCCUGCUCCGCCACGCUGUCUCUGGACGUGACUCACGUGAGAGAGCACAUCGAGGCCAAGAUCGAGCAAGAAGUCAAAGAGCGUUGUAGCACCACCAUCACCACUGUGGAAGAACAAGAGGAAACCUACUACACUGGUGUCCAGUUACCACAGAAAACAAAAACACUUGAACUCAAGCCAGAGCCCAAACAUUACUCUUCCUCUUUUGAGAAGAAAAAAGAAAAGCCAGUUUUCCUUAGCCAGCUUGCCCCAGCAGCUGUAACCAGCGGGGAAACGGCCAGGUUUACCGUCAAAGUGUCCGGCCUUCCAAAGCCGACAGUUCAGUGGUCCCACAACGGAAAAGUAAUUAAGAGCUCCUCCAUUUACAAGCUGAUAGAGACAAAUGAGGAGUACACGUUAGUUAUCACUCAGGUCACGUCUGAGUAUGAGGGCGAGUACUCUUGUACCGCCACCAACAGAUUUGGCCAGACAACAAGCACCACAUACCUCGAAGUGAAAAAGCAGGAUGUUGGCCAGGCGGAGAAAUGGGUGGAAAAGAUGUUUAAAGUCACAGGUCAACCCCCAACCUUUACAGUUCAAAUCCAACCGGUGAGGUGCUCAGAAGGAGGAGAAGUUUCUUUUAAUUACAAAGCCAGUGGUGAUCCAAUACCUGAUGUAAAGUGGUUCAAGGGGGCUUUUCAGAUCCAGCCCAGUAGAAACUAUAUCAUUUUUGCCAACCCAGAUGGAUCUGGUGUCAUUAAUAUAAAGAGUGUCAAACAGGAAGACAGUGGGCUCUAUACUUGUAAGGCCUCCAACCAAUUUGGAGAGGCGUCUUGUAGCGCUGAGCUUGUUGUAUUUAAAGAAUCGAGGAAACAGGAGCAUGUAACCAUGGUUCAGAAGAAAGGUUAUAAGGUUACAACGACAGAACAAGCAACAGAGUCUCGCUUGUACCAGGUCAGCCUUCCAGGUCAGGACAGAUCAGAUCAGAUGGUUUACACCAUCGGUACUGAAGACCGGCAGAUCAUUCCCAGUGAGCAGGUGGGCUCACUUAGAGAAGUAGACAUCUCUGCCGCCACUAUCCAUCGUGAGCAAAUGACCCAUCAGGCAGCAGUGCUUCAGUCUCACGAGAUGGAGGAGAGGGUGUCUGUGGUUCCUACCCAUCCACCUCAGGUUUCAGCUGUUCCUGUGAAACAGCUUCACGUGGCCACGUUCACAUCGUCGGUUGAAGAGAGUCAGGACCUCACUGAGCAGCACUGCGAUCGCAUUCAAAGCCCUGAGGUCAUUGAGCUGCAGGCAGCUAGAGAAAAGAGAUCAAUGGUUAUGUCAGCUGUUGCAGAGGAGCUCACCACGCUUUCUACAGUUAGCACUGAGCCUCUGCCCGACAGGAAGUCUGCUAAAGUCGCGCCCACUUCAGAACCCAAACAUCUAGUCAGUGGGCAUCAAGUCGAGUUGCAGUUGCCCUUCCUUAAAGAGCAGUCUCAGGAGAUCCCCAAACCUCAGGAAGAGAAAGGUUAUAAAGUUAAAGAAGGUGUCAAAAUUUUAUACUCAGUCCAGUCCGCAGAGAAACUGGUGCUUGCAGAGGGCCACACAACUACACUAGCAACAGCAGAUUCUGCUGUAAAGUCUUUAGUUGGGAAAGAACAGCACCGACCUGUCAUGGCUUCAGUUAGCGAGUCCAAACAGACUCUUUCCAAGGAGUCUAAGUUCUCUUUGCAGAAGCCCGUUGAGGAGACAGCCCAUCUUUGUAAGGAUAAAAUGAUGAAAGUGGCUCUGACUGCAGAAGAGAAGCAAAUGUUGCAGGCUGAGCCCACUCAGCAGCUGCCAAGUCUGGACAGUGCCAUGUCCAUUCAGUCCCAGGUAGAAGGCGAGCAGUUGUUGCACCUGCAGGUUAUCACAGAUCAGGACCUCCUUCCAUCUGAGAAGGGCUUCACCUGUGAGAAACCAGAACCAGAGCAGGCAGGAGUCAGGAAGAGUCCCACUCUGCUUCACAGCGUUAGCCAGGAUGAGCAGAGGACAGUUGUUUGUGAGGACACAUCAGAGUUUGAGGCCAAGGCUAGCACCAUGACUAUCCAGCCCCAGAAACAAGCCCCUACUCUUCUGCAUCUUCAGUCAACCCAACCUGUGGAGGCCCUUCCCAAAGAGGGAAUUCUUCUAAUUGAGAAGCCUGACCAGCAGGUUGCAGCGCAGAAACAAGAGAAGGCGAGAAGUCAUGCAGCUACCUCGGAAGAGAGACGGGAGCUCGUAGCAGAUUAUCACACAGAGUUGGAUUUGUCUGUCACUGGCGAUAAGUCUCAGCUUCGAACUGAGCCCAUGCCUCAAAAAAUCCUCCAGCUCUCUUUCCAGCCCAUGCAGCUGCCAAAAGAGACACCAGUUACUACUGACGUUAAGCAGCAGCGAGCUUUGGUGCAAAAGGAGGAUCGCGUCAAUGUGAUGCAUGUCACUAGUGUGGCAGACAAUCGGGCUUUAGAGGAGGGUCACACUGAGAGUCUUACAGCAGUGGAUAAAUUCACCUGCCAGAUGGCUGUAGAGCCAAAACUUCCCACCGAGCCAAUCCAGAUUGAGGAGAAGGAGAUCUCCACCGAGACUAGUGUUCUUCUAGAGGCAGCAGAACAGGACUUUGCUGUUCAGAUCCAAGAGGGCCAGUCAGUCAGACAGUCAAUAGUGAUGGACGAAAAGCAGGUGCUAACGGGGGAGCUCUCUCAGGUGAUAACCAAGUCUGAGUCCGCUAAAGUCGUUGUCACCACACAGCCAAAACUGUCCCUUUUGGCAUCAGAAUCAAAAGACACCACACCUCUUCCCAAAGAGAUGACGUUUGUCAUUCAGAUCCCUAAGCCAUUCAGUCUAAAUAUACGUAAUCAGCUCAGAGACGCCCUUCAGUCUGCUGUGGCCAGAGACCAGCCGGUGUUGCUGGCUGACGUUGUAGGAAGGUUACAAGCUGUAGAAGUACAGGAAGUUAAGGUUCAAAGAGAGCCUAAGAGAGCCAUGUUUACAUACCUGAUCACGACGACAGGUGCUCCCAUGGAGAUAACUUUGGCUUUUGAGGGUAAAUACCCUCAGACAGCUGACCUCAGGACUGAACUCCAGGCAGCCUUCCACUCCAUAGUGUACCAGGAAGCCCACGUUCUUACCUCAGAACAGCCGGGCACUAUGCAGUUAGACAAACCUCAACGGGCGCAGGUCACCUCAACCCGCUCUAAGCAAAUGCUGUCAUCCAUGGUAGAGACUGUGAACGUGGCAGAGAGCGUGGUGGGUUUCACUGCGGUAAGAUCUCAGGCUGCGGCACUCAGGACAGAGUCUAAAAUGGCAGUUGAAUGUGCUGCAGCUGAACAACAGGUUGUGGUGCAGGAAUCUAAAGCAGCAAGGAUGGAGCAGUCCAUCUCAGCCCAGGUACAAAUGUCUACAGAGUCUCACAUGGCUUUUGAGCAGUCAGUGCAGGUUUCAAAGCAGGAGGAUAGGUCAGUUAGGGUGAAAGGCGAAGAGAGGGAUGUAGGAGCAGCUAUGGUUACCACUACCUUGCGUCCAACAACUGUCCCCACCGAACAGGUGGAAAUCAGCUUCCAGAAGGAGCACAGGGAGGAGUUCUUUAAAGAGGAGAGCACAGUUUCCAGGCCAGAGCAGAGAGAAUACCCUGUGGUAGUCACCUCUCUGGAAGACGUAUCCAUCGACGAGGAUAGUAAAAUAACCUUUAGCACCACCAUUAAGUAUGUCACAAAGGUAAACUGGUUUUUCAACGGGCAAGUGGUGAAAUCUGGCAACGAGUUCAAGUGUUCCAAAGACCAUGACACAUACACAUUGGUUAUCAACAAAGUUGUCAAGGAGAGGCAUCAAGGAGAAUAUGUUUGUGAGGCUGAGAAUGAAGCUGGCAGGACCACAACAUCUUCAAGACUCACUGUGGUCUCAAGAGUGCCACCUGUCUUUAGGCAGAAAAUCACACCUCUGGAGAUCAACAUCGGCGGCCAAGCCAAGUUCGAAUGUGAAAUUGAGGAAGCUCCGAGUGUCACCUUCAAAUGGUACAAGUCUGGCAUUGAGAUCAAACAGAGCGACAAGUAUAGGAUCCUCAGCCGGCUCACCAGUUCCUCCCUGGAGCUCCUGAACCCAAUCAAAGCCGACAGCAGUGAAUACACCUGCAAGGCUACAAACAAGCAUGGCACUGACAGCUGCACUGCAUCGCUCAUCGUCACCGAAUUGUACCCACCAAUAUUUGUAUCACAACCAGACCCAAUGACUUUAUAUGUGGGCAAACAAGCUGUGCUCCAGUGCUCACUCACUGGAUCCUCACCCAUCGAAGUUGUCUGGCACAAGGACAACAUAGCCAUCUCCUCCGAAGGGAACUAUGUAAUGAAAUGUGAAAAGAACAAGUAUUCCCUUCACAUUAAAAGUCUUGAGCUGACAGACCAGGGAGUGUACCUGUGCAAGGCCUCCAACAGUGUAGGCACUGCUACUUUUACAACAGAGCUCAAGGUAAUCAAGAAGCCCAGCUUUGUUAAGACCAUUGAGCCAGUGUCAGCUGCUGUCAAUGACGCUCUGAGGCUGGAGUGCCAGGUGGACGAGGACACUGGUGUGACCGUCACCUGGACAAGGGAUGGCAAAAAAGUCCACCUAAGCAUGGAGUGUAAAAUGUCCUUUGAGGACAAGGUGGCUGUUGUUGAGAUACCCAAGUCCAAACUGAAGGACUCGGGUAAAUAUGUUUGCACAGCCACAAAUGAGGCUGGGAGUUCAUCAUGUGAGGCUGUGGUAACAGUUCAAGAGCCGCCUAUCUUUGUUAAGAAAAUGGAACCUAAGAUUACAUGGAAACAAGGUAUAGCUGCACGCUUACAGUGCUCCGUUAAAGGAUCGCCUGAACUUCAUAUCCACUGGUUCUGGAAUGAGAGAGAGCUUGGUGAUGGAGACAAAUAUAAAAUCUCUUUCAAGAAUGGAGUUGCCUCUUUAGAGAUUAUGGACCUUCUGGUCACAGACAGUGGGAGUUACACCUGCGAGGUGUCAAAUAAAGCCGGCAGCGAGAGCUGCAACACUCUUAUAGCUGUGAAAGAGCCCCCAUACAUUAGAAAGGAGCUGCAGACAGUUGAAGCGAUAAAGGGAGCAGCAGCUCAGCUGGAGUGCGAGAUCACAGGAACUGCUCCUUUUGAAAUCAGCUGGUUAAAAAAUAAGAAAGCCAUCUCCAGUGAUCAGAAAUAUAAAAUAUUUGCACAGGAUUCCUUAUCAAGGCUGGAGAUCCAGACCUUUGAUAGUGCAGAUGUUGGAGAUUAUCAGUGUGUCAUAUCUAACGAUGUGGGGAAAGUCUCCACCAAGGCCCAAGCUAAACUUAAAGAACCGCCAACCUUCUCGAAGAGGGUUGAGAGUGUGACAGCGGUGUUGGGAAAUACGGUAAAACUCCAGGGAACUAUUAAGGGAUCAGCUCUCAUCUCUGUAAAAUGGAUGAAAGACUCUGAAACACUGAGAGAUGACGAUCCAAACAUCAAGAUGGUGUUUGAAAACAACGUUGCUAGCUUGUCGAUAACGACAGUGGCCAUCAGCCAUGGCGGCAAGUAUUCGUGCCAAGCUGAGAAUGAGGCUGGUCAACAGAAAUGUGAAGCCUCCUUGACUGUGCAAGAACCGGCCAGGAUUGUAGAACCUGCAGAGUCCAUUAGUGUGACUGCAGGCGAUUCGGCCACAUUGGAGUGUACAAUUUCUGGAAGCCCAGACCUUAAAGUGAAAUGGUUUAAAGACGGAAAGGAGAUGAUCAGUGGGCGUAAAUAUAAGAUGACUCUGAAGGACAAUGUGGCCAGCUUGAAGAUUCUCACGGCAGAAAAAGGAGACACUUCAGAGUAUAAGAUGGAGGUGUCCAAUAAAGUUGGGAAAGCCCAGUGCACAUGCUCAGUCACAAUCUUAGAGCCCCCGGUGUUCACAGCAAAAUCAGACAACCAGGAUGUUAUACCGGGAACAACUCUUUGCUUCAAAACAGCCUUCACUGGAACAGCGCCUUUAGCUGUAAAGUGGUUCAGAGAAGAAAAAGAGAUUACAACUGGAGGCUCAUAUUUCAUAAAGAAAGAUGCUUCUUCAAGCUCUUUGGAGCUUCACUCUGUGAAACCCAGUGACUCGGCGAAAUACACAUGCCAAGUGUCCAACGAUGCUGGGAAGGUGGACUGCACCGCAGUCCUCUUUGUGAAAGAACCUCCCGCAUUCGUGAGGAAGCUUGAGGCGACUAAGCUCGUCACCAGCGGCGACUCCGCCAAGCUGGAGUGCAAGGUGACGGGCAGCCCCGUCAUCGCUUUUAAAUGGUUGAAGGAUGAGAUGGAGAUCAGCUCCGGCCCUAAAUACACAAUGUCCUUGAUUGACUUAGUGGCAGCUCUGGAAAUAGCCAACUGUGCAAUAGAGGAUAGUGGAGAUUAUGUGUGCGUGGCGUCCAGCGAGGCUGGUAGCGACCGCUGCAGCAGCACAGUUACAGUCAAAGAGUCGCCGUUGUUUGUGCGUAGCUUGGAGCCCAAAGAUGUGGUGAAAGGCUCUGAGAUGAUACUGGAGGGCCAAGUUUCUGGCUCCGCCCCUUUCACGGUGUCGUUUUAUAAAAACACGAAGCUGAUUAGGAAUGACAAGAGACACCGGAUCACCGUGAAAGACGAGCUGGUGGCCCUGCAGGUGCUGGCCGUAGAGGCCGGAGACGUCGGUGUGUACCGGUGUAAUGUUGAGAAUGAAGUGGGGAGGGCUUCCUCUGAGUGUCACGUCACGCUGAAAGAAGCACCGUCGUUUGUGAGAAAGCUGGAGAACUUGAGUGUUCUGGUGGGCGGCGAGGCGUCCCUGCAGUGCACCCUGAGGGGCUCAGAGCCCAUGACCGUGUCAUGGACCAAAGACAACCACGAGCUCACAGAGGCUGAAAACAUUCAGAUUUCAUACGAGAACAACGUAGCUCUGCUGCACUUCACCAACGUACACAGUGAGCACGGCGGCAAAUACUCGUGCCAGGCCCAGAACCAGGCCGGGAGCCAGACCUGCUCCGCUGUGCUCACAGUCAAAGAGCCCGCUAAGAUCACAGAGGAAGCCAAGUCCGUGAGCGUGACCCAGGGGGACCCGGCCACGCUGGAGGCCCGCUUCCUGGGCACCAAACCCCUCCGGACCAGAUGGCUGCAGGCCGGCACGGAGCUGACCUCCGGCCCCAGAUAUAAGAUCCACGGCACAGAGACCAGCUCUGUGCUCAAGAUCAUCAAAACGGAGAAGAGCGACAGCGGCGACUACACCUUCGAGGUGUCCAAUGACGCCGGCCGGUGCUCGUGCGACGCCACGCUCACCGUGCUCGAUCAAAUAAUUAUCCCGUCUUUUACGAGAAAACUAAAAAAGACGGAAGGUAUCAAAGGCUCGUUUGCCCACCUGGAGUGCCUGGUGUCCGGCUCGCUGCCGAUCACCGUGCAGUGGUUCAGAGACGAGAAGGAAGUCCAGACGGACGACAGACACAAAUGCACGUUCUUUGAGAACGUUGCUUUUCUGGAGAUCUCUCAUCUCGACAGUAAAGACAGCGGCAGCUACACCUGCAUGGCUCGGAACCAGGCGGGGGCGGUGCAGUGCUCUGGGACGCUGUUUGUCAAAGAACCUCCAUGGAUUCUGGAAAAGCCUGAAAGCAUGAAUGUCUUGCCGGGCUCAAAGGUCCAGUUUAACGUCCUGGUCUCGGGCACACCCCCCCUGACCAUCAAGUGGUUUAAAAACAGGAAGGAGGUUUCCUCCAGUGUCGACUGCUCUGUGAUCAAAGACAACACCUCAAGCUCCCUGGAGCUUUUCUUUGCCAAAACCUCAGAUUCUGGAGAGUACGUCUGUGAGAUCCAGAACGAUGUGGGCUCCACGUCGUGCCAGGCUACGCUCUUUGUCAAAGAGCCCCCUAAGUUCACACGAACGCCGGCGCGCGUGUCCGUGGUCCGUCCCGGUCAGAGUAAAGUGUUUGAGUGCCAGGUGACGGGCACACCUGAGAUAGACGUGUACUGGUUCAGGGAGGGCUCUGAGAUCAGCCCCAGCGCCCGGUACACCAUGGCCUUUGUUAACUCUGUGGCCACGCUGGAGAUCCGGGGGACGGACGUUAAAGACAGCGGGCUGUACUACUGCGAGGCUCGCAAUGAGGCCGGCAGCGAGAGCUGCAGCAUGGACCUAAGGGUCAAAGAACCGCCAUCAUUUAUUAGAGAGCUGGCCCCAGCUGAUGUUGUGCAGGGCGCCGCUGCUUGUUUUGAGUGUCAGGUUGCUGGGACUGGUCCGUUUGAGAUAACAUGGCACAAAGAUGCCAAGGAGAUCAAACCCAGUGCCAAACAUGGCUUCUCCCAGAUCAGUGACGCUGUGGGUCUGGAGGUGCACAAAUGUGACGCUGUAGAUGUUGGUGAAUACCAGUGCACGCUGGCCAACGAGACGGGAACCUGUACUUGUAAGACUACGCUAAGCCUCAAAGAACCACCAACAUUUACCAAGAGGAUUGAAAACACUGCCACCGUUCUGGGUAAAAUGGCAGAAUUUCAGUGUGUUGUCAAGGGUUCUCCCACUCUCUCUGUACAAUGGCAAAAAGAUGAGAACUGGAUUUUGGAGGAUACAAAGAUCGAGAGAACAUUUGAAAACAAUGUGGCGUCUCUCAGAAUACCUGCCUGCGAGGUGACACACAAUGGGAAAUACACCUGCCAGGUGGUAAACGAGGCUGGGCAGGACAAGUGCUUUGCCACGCUAACGGUGCAAGAGCCUCCUCAGAUCACAGAGAAACCUGAAGUGAUAAAGGUUACAGUCGGAGAUCCAGUCAGUCUGGACUGUAAGGUAACAGGCUCCCCUGAACUCAAAGUGAAAUGGAUGAAAGAUGGCAGGGAGCUUCAGUCCAUCAGGCAGCACAAGCUGAUCUUUGAGAAUAACAUCAGCAGCCUAAAGGUCCAGUCCGCUCAGAAAGAGGAUGAAGGAGAUUAUGUCUUUGAGGUGUCAAACCACAUCAGUAGCUGCACCUGCAAAGUCAAAGUGAUCGUGCUAGAACAAGUAAUUGCCCCGAGCUUCAUCAAACCCCUGGUAGACAUGAAAGAGAUCUUGGGCUCCUUUGUUCAGAUAUGUUGCAAAAUAUCUGGUUCCCUCCCCAUCUCUGUGGAAUGGCAGAAAGACGGGACCAAAGUCUCUAGUGGUGUAAAACACAAACUCAUUCAGCAGGACAAUAAUGUGUCCAUUGAAAUUGAACAGCUGGAGAGAUCUGAUGCAGGCUCCUACUCUUGCAAACUGACCAACGCAGCAGGAAGUUGCAACUGCAGUGGAUCCCUCGUGGUUAAAGGUUAGAAAUCCCAGGCGGCUCUACCAAAUGGCACUGUUCGCUUCAAGGGCACUUUUAAGGGAACGCCACCCUUCACGGUCAAAUGGUUCAAGGACAAGACUGAGCUCAUGACCGGGCCCACUUGUUUCACAGGGCUGGAGGGACUGUCUUGCUUCUUAGAGCUCUAUUCAGUGGGUGUCACCCAGAGUGGAGUUUACUCUUGCCAAGUCAGUAACGAUGCUGAACCACCUGAGUUUCUGCUGAAACUCCCUGCCACUAAGUUUGUGAAGCAGGGUGAGUCACUCCGCCUGGAGUGCAAAGUGAGUGGUACAGCCCCUCUAAAAAUGACCUGGUACAAACACGACACCAAGGUCACAGAUGGGGGCAACUACAGGACAUCAUUUGUUGAUUCAGUAGCGGUCCUGGAACUGGGCCUUGCCAGCUUUGACGAUGAUGGCGUUUACACCUGUGAAGCUCAGAAUGAUGCUGGCAGUGUCAGCUGCAGCACCACCCUUACCGUUAAAGACCCGCCAUCUUUUGUCAAAGUACCUCAGCCCGUUGAAGGGCUGAAGGGUAAGGACGUGAGUCUGUACUGCGAGAUGAGCGGUACAGCUCCGUUCCAGAUCACCUGGUUCAAAGACAGGAAACCUCUGAUGGAGAGCAGGAAGUUUAAGAUGGUGAGCGAGGGCAGCUCGGCUACGCUGCAUAUCAUUGGGAUAGAGCCCUUGGAUGCCGGCGAAUAUGAGUGUAAAGUGUCAAACAGUGUAGGAAGUGACACCUGCCAGACAGCCGUUAAACUCAGAGAGCCGCCGUCGUUUGUGAAGAAACUGUCCAACAUGACAGUGAUACUGGGAGAGGAGGUGACCCUUGUGGCCACUGUUAAAGGCUCUGAACCCAUUACUGUGUCCUGGGUUCAAGACAAGGAUCACAUUCUCAGGGACGGUGACAACAGGAAAAUCACCUUUGAGAACAACCUGGUCGCUCUUAAAGUCUUUAAGGCUGAUGCAACCACGGCAGGCAGAUACACCUGCCAACUCAAAAAUGAUGCUGGGAGUGUGGAGUGUUUCGCUAACUUGACUGUUCUAGAACCUGCUAAAAUAGUGGACAAGCCCGACGCUCUGAGCGUGACAGCCGGCGACAUGGCUGCCCUGGAAGUCAAAGUGUGCGGCACCCCGGCGCUCAUACCGAAGUGGUUCAAGGACGGUGUCGAGCUGGCUUCUGGGAGGAAAUACAAAAUAUCAUUUUCUCAGAUGAUUUCCAGCCUGAACGUUCUCUCCGCGGAGAAAGUAGACUCUGGAGAAUACACGUUUGAGGUUAUGAACGAGGUCGGGAAGGACCUGAGUAGAAUUAACCUCACUGUCUUAGACAAGACCGUUCCUCCAACCUUCUCCAGAAAAUUGAAGGAUUGCAACGCCAUCUUUGGAACAGCUGGAGAGCUGGAGUGCAAAGUGUCGGGCUCCCCCCCGUUCACCAUCUCCUGGUACCACGACGGGGAGGAGAUCCAGAGCGGACCCAAUCAUGAGAUUUCCUUUAGCAACAACAGCUGCUCACUGAGGGUGUCCACGCUGAGCCUUUCCGACUCCGGGGCGUACAAAUGCAAAGCCGUCAACAAGGCGGGGUCCAGCGAAACCACGGCAACCCUGGUGGUCAAAGAACCUCCGUCCUUCGUUGUGCCACCGCAGCUGGUGGACGCCAUGCCCGGCUCCGACGUCACCUUCUCCGCCAUGGUGAAGGGCAGUGCCCCCCUCAAGCUGAAGUGGUUCAGAGGAACCAAGGAGAUCUUGGUGGGCCGGGGCUGCAACUUCUCCCUGAAGGACAACCAAGUCCUGCUGGAGCUGAUCAGCGUGGACCGGUCCCACGCCGGGGAGUACACAUGUCAGAUCGUCAACGACGCUGGAAAGGAAAGCUGCGCCGUUAAUCUCACCGUCAAAGAGCCGGCGACCUUCUCCAAGAAGCUGAAGGACGUGUCGGUGGAGAAGGGCAAACCGGUGACGCUGGAGUGCCUGUACACCGGGACGCCUAAAAUCACCGUCACCUGGUACAAAGACGGCCAGGAGGUCUUCGCCUCCUACAAACACAACAUCACCACCACGGAGAGCUCCUGCAUCCUCGAGUGCCUGAGCACCGACGACAAGGACGCCGCCGGGACGUACUCCUGCCGAGUGUCCAACGACGCAGGGACGGACACGUGUGGCGCAGCCGUGUCCAUCCUCGAGCCGCCGUACUUCGUGGAGUCCCUGGCGCCCAUGGAGGUGACGUCCGGGGACGGCGUGUGUCUGAAGUGUCAGGUGGCGGGCACGCCGGAGAUCAAGGUGUCCUGGUUCAAGGCGGACGGGAAGAUCCGGUCCAGCCCCACCUGCAGGCUGGAGUACACCAAGGGCGUGGCCUGUCUGAAGCUCAGCAAAGCCAGCAAGGCCGACGUGGGAGAGUACACCUGCCGGGCCGAGAACCAGAUCGGCUCCGCCUCCUCCACCUGCAGACUCAGCGUGGCAGUCCUCGGCUCCUCGAUGAAGAACAGGUUUUCCAGUUUCUUGGCCGGUGCGGCCGCCGGCGUCUCAGCUGGAGCCGGAGCCGCUUUCUCUGAAACAACAACCACAACAACCCCAUCACCCUCGGCUCAGGUGGGACAGGCGGUCAGACCCUCCUCUGCAGAGCUGAGGAGGAAGGUCCACACCUCCCCAAACCAACCGCACCUUAAAUCCACCAAACGAGGUAGAUGUGAAUCCGCCAUGCACAUCAACCGGUGGUCGAGGUGUAAAAAGGUUCUGUAUCUUUUCACUGUUUUUGGUACCUUGGACGGUAUCAAAAACGGUACCUUGGACGAUACCUGGGACGGGACCUUGGACGGUACCGUUUUUGGUACCUUGGACGGUACCUUGGACGAUACCUGGGACGGGACCUUGGACGGUGACCUUGGCUUUGCAGAACUCACCGGUUUUGGUAGCUUGGACGUUGACCUUUGCCUUGCAGAACUCACCGGUUUUGGUACCUUGGACGGUGACCUUGGCCUUGCAGAACUCGGUGCCGGCGUCGUUGGUGGCCUUGCAGAGGUAAUCGCCGGCGUCGUGGCUCGAGGCCGAGCCGAUCUCCAGACAGGCCGUCCCGUCAGAGAAGCUGAUCCUGGUGCUGCCGGCCGGCAUCAGAUCCUUCCGGUCCUUCAUCCACUGGAUCUUCAGGGGCGGGGAGCCGCACACGUGGCACCGCAGGCUCAGCUUGUCGCCCUCGGCAACCGAAGUGUCCCCGGCGUCGUUGGCGGCGCGGCAGCGGUACCGGCCGCUGUCCGCCAUGCGGCUGCUCUUGAUGCACAGCACGGCCACGUUGCUCUUGAAGCUGACGUCGUAGCGGUCCGAGCUGCCGAUCUCGGCGCCGUCUUUGAACCAGGUCACGGCGAGGGGCUGGGAGCCGCUGACUCGACUCUCCAGCUUCACCAGCGCGCCCUCCGUGUCCUCCACCUGCGCCGACGGCUUCUUGGUGAACACCGUCAACACAUCUUCAUCAAGUAGCCGAGAACUAGACACGUCACCGAGAAGGGAACCGCCACCUUCAUCGCCAAGGUGGGCGGCGACCCGAUCCCAAGCGUGAAGUGGAUGAAGGGGAAGUGGCGCCAGGUCACGCACGGCGGGCGCAUCUCCAUCGAGCAGAAGGGCCGCGAGGCCAAGCUGGAGAUCCGGGAGGUCACCAAGUCGGACUCGGGCCAGUACCGCUGCGUCGCCGCCAACAAGCACGGCGAGGUGGAGAGCAGCGCCGACAUGCACGUGGACGAGAAGAAGGAGGCGGCGCAGCUGGAGGGAGACCUCCGCGCCAAGCUCAAGAAAAUAGUUUUCAGUUGUGACUGUUUCUAUGAAGUGGAACGUGGAGACAGAGAGUCUGACGAGGACAUGGCCCGCCUGGUGGCCGACCUGCAGAAGAGGAUGGAGCGCACUGAGCCCGUCACCGUGGUGAAGGACAUCUCCGAUCGGGCCGUCUUUGCCAACGAGGAGGCGGAGUUCGAGUGCGAGGUGAAGAUCAACUACCCCGAGAUCACGCUGUCCUGGUACAAGGGAACCCAGAAGCUGGACUCCGGCGACAAGUACGCCAUCAGCAUCAGCGGGGACCGCCACCUGCUCCGCAUCCGCCGCUGCACCCCCGCCGACCAGGGCAACUACCGCGUGGUCUGCGGGCCGCACAUCUCCAGCGCCAAGCUCGCCGUCACCGAGGCGGAGGUGGAGAAGCACCUGCAGGACACGUCGGCUGCCAGAGUUGCCGUUGAGGAGAAAGUAGAGACCAAGAAAGUUGAAAUGAGAGAGGAACUCCCAACAAAAGUUCCCAAAGCUGAGAAAAAACCUGAAGAAAUACCAACUGCAGCCGUGAAGGAGCCUUCACCCCCAAAAGCACCAGAAGCCAAAAAGCCAGUGGAGGAAAAGGUUCCUGCAGUUUCCGUCCCAGAGAAGAAGAAGGUUCCCGCGGCCAAAGAACCAGAGGAGGUGAAGAAGCCCGAUGUUGCUCCCUCGCCGCCUGCAGAGAAGCCUGGAGUGCCACAGAAAGAUGAGCCCAAGACUCAGGUGCCAGCUGAGCCCAAAAAAGUGGCGCCUGCAGCUAAGCCUGAGCCUGAAGCCAAACCCAAACCCAAAACAGAACCUGAAUCAAAGCCUAAGCCAGCACCGGCUCCCAAAGCAGAACCUGAAGCCACACCGCCACUGAAAGUCAAGCUUGAACCUGAAGUUAAGCCGGUGGAGCCAAAGAAGACGGAAACCCCGCCAUCCAAAGCCCCCGAAGAGGCCGCAAAGCCAGAGCCGGCACAGAUCAAGCCUGAACCGGCGGUAAAGAAGCCCGAACCAGAAGCUCGAAAAGCCAAACCAGAACCAGGAAAAACAAAAGCAGAAGUGGGUAAACCUGAGCCGCUCAUAACCAAGACACAACCAACUGUGGUCCCCAAACCAGAACCGGCAGUUGAACCUGAAGUAAAAUUCCCCAAACCUCCGAAGACCAAGCCAGAACCGACACCGGCACCAACGCAACCUCCGAAGAAAGUUCCCGUGGAGGAGAAAACACCCGAGCUUCCAAAAGCAGCCAAGAAACCAGAAGCUGCCGUCGCUCCUCCCGAAGAAGAGUCGGCUAAGAGAGAGCGAGACCCUCUUAAAGCUUUGACGCCCAUACCUAAACUCGUACCUGAAGACGUGCCUGACCAAAUACCUCAGAAGGAGUUUGAAGGGGUAGUUGUGUCGGAGACUGAUGAAAUACCCCGAAAGGUGCCUGUCAGACAGCGUGCAGGGAAAGCCGAGGUGAAAGCCCCGGCACCCGAGACAAAAAUGGAGGAAACUCCAAAGAGGGUGCCCGAAAAGUUACCUGAGAAAGGUCCAGAAAGACCGUUGGAGAAGGCGUUUGCAGAGAAAGUUCAUCCUGAGAGGGUAGCGGUACCCCCCAAGUUGUCUGCAGACCAGACUCCUGAGGAACUAGAACCUGAACUGGUUUCUAAGAAACAAAGAGACAAGGUCUCUGUAGAUAAGAGACCCGAGACGUUGCCUGAAGCUCAAAGAGAGGCUGGAGGACGCCUUCCUGAAGUGACGCAGAGUCUCAUUAAGAUCGAGCGAAGAAAAGGAGUUCAGAAGAUGCAGGAAGUGCAUUACGUGACGGAGAAAGUGGCGCCCACGGAGGAGGUGUGGGAACACGAAGAAGUGGCGGAAGAACACAAAGCGUCUCUGCUUCUGGGCCAGACGAUUGCCUCGCUAUCGGACGUAGACAUCUCGAGUACAACAGACAAAGCAAGGGAUAGAAAGUCUGAACUGAGAGGCGAGAUAUCUGUUACUGACUCGAGGUUCACUCGAGUCCAGAUAACACAAGAAACCGUUGUCCGGGAGUCUGAAUCUGACAGGGAUAGGGAAGUCUCAAUGCAUGAAGCUACGAGACAAAAGAUUGGAGAGGACGAUUUUAUCGAGGCGCCAUCAGAAUCUAGAGCUCAGAGGAAAGACAGCGUAGCAGGGACACAGCCGUCAGACGAGAGAGACCGUCCCAAACAAGAAACUAGAGUCAAACAGGGAAAAGAGAUGAGCAUUAAAACAGAAAGCAAAGAGAGACAACAGGAAUCUAGGAAAGCUGAGGAAACAGUGAAAGAAAGGAGCCAAUCAGGGACGGAUGCAGAUCAAAAUAAAGCAGAUGUUUUUAGCACGGACGCAAGAAAACUAAGUCAAACGAUGGGAAUUAGAGGACAGGCUUUGACAGACUCGGUUGAGAUCAUUUCAGAUAGUCCAAAAGAAAGAUACCAAACUGAGGAGAUUACAAUCCUGCAGAGAGACGUUCCAGGUAAAGACAGACAGGCAACUCAACAAAAGAUGGAAGAGUCAUUUCAGAAAACCAAAAGUCAUGAAAGUAGUGCAUCAAAAAAGAAACUUGAGCUAGUUGAAAAGAAGCUAAAAUCGGAUGAGAAAAUCGAUGCCAAAGAGGAGAAAAUGUCUGAAAAACAAAAACCUAAAGAGACGACGGUGAAGCCGAAGGAGUCGGUGACAGAUAUCAAGCUCAGGAAGCCAAAAGCAGUCAAUCAGGAAUUUAAUGCUGACUACCAAAAGAAGACAGAGGAAUCCAAAGACGUCCGUCCUCAGAGAGUCAAAACUGAAAAGACGGAAGGAGAAAAAUCUGAGAUUACAGUUCAGACGAGACCUUCAAAACCGGGUGAGAGAAGGACGCCGCCGUCCCAAACAGCUUCCAGAGUUACACCUGAAGACAAACUGGUCAAAGCCAGUCCAAUGGAAGGAACAAUGGGGUUGAAACCCAAACCAGAGAUCCCAGUUCAUCCUGGGAUAGAAGUCAGAAAUCCAGUAUUAAUGCCAGAGGAAAACCUUCGAAAAGCUGAAACCUUAUCAAAGAGCAGGACUCUAAAGAGAGACGGCGCUCAGAAAGUGAGACGGCAGACAGAGGUGGAAGAUCAGGACCAGUUUAAGUCAGCCGAUCUCCACGUUAGUGCAAAAGAAAAGACAAAACCAAGACAAGAACAGAUUCAAAAACAGUCUGAGCCAGAUACGGUUAAAGGAGAAGACCAGAUCCAACCAAACGAUCAGCCUGAGAGGGUUAAAGCUGAAGAUAAUCUCAUUGUUCCUUCUCCAACUGGGAAGAUAAAGCCAAGACAGGGAUGGACUGAAAGUAAAGCAUCAACUGCCCCGGCCAUCGAGAAAAAAGAGCAAAUGUUAACCAAAACUGAAGAGACUACAGGUAAAGACGUUCAGUUAAAACCAGUCACAACUGACAGAGGAGAAGAAGCACUUGAAUCAGAAGAGGUUAAGUCGGAUACCAGAGAGAAACGUGUUCUCACUGAGGUGAUGAACACAAAGCCAAAGAAAGUUUUAAGAAAGCGUUUGGUGGAGGAGAAAGAAAAGCAAGAGGCCGUGCCUCAAAAUCAGAGACAGCAGAAGCCAAUCAAGGGUCCAGCUGACAAGGUCCAGAAAGAGACGACUGAUAAAACAGAGAGCGAGCGAGCAUCUCCACGAGAGACUAUAGUUGAACAUGAUCAGCUAAAGGUCAGCACAGUUCAAGAUAAAACCUUUAAAGUUAAACCUCUUAAAGCAAAAACAACACAGGAACACAUUGAAAGAAACGUCUUAGUUGCACCUUUAACGGAGCGGAUUAAAGAACUGGAAGUAAUAGAUGCUCCAGAAAAUGUUGUAGAGACCGGAGAGAUUGACUUUCCAGUUAUUGGUGAGGAAAUGCAUGCGGCAGACAGUAUUUCUCCAAAGGUACCAAUGUCCCUGAAGGAGAGAAGACACAAGUUAGCCGACACUAAAGAGGCUGCGGAUGAACAAGUCCCUUCAAAGUCUGUCCCGGUUAAGGAUUUACCUCAAACACUGACUUCCAUUAAAGAUGGUGCACCUGAAAAACAUGGUAAAACUAAAGCAACCGGCCAAAAGCAUGUUGAGUUUGUGGAGAAAAUUGAUGCAACAGAGUCGGUUUCUCCACAAGGACAGCAGCAGAAGUCUCAAGAGAUUAUAGUUGAACAUGACCAGCUAAAAGUCAGCACAGUUCAAGAUAAAACCUUUAAAGUUACACCUCUUAAAGCAACAAAAACAACACAGGAACAAAUUGAAAGAAACGUCUUAGUCGCACCUUUAACGGAGCCACCUAAAGAGCUGGAAGUUAAAGAUGCUCCAGGGAUCGGAGAGACUGACUUUCCAGUAGUUGGUGAGGAAAUGCAUGCAGCGGACGGUAUUCCUCCAAAGGUACCGAUGUCCCUGAAGGAGAGAAGACACAAGUUAGCCGACACUAAAGAGGCUGCAGAUGAACAAGUCCCUUCAAAGUCUGUCCGAGUUAAGGAUUUACCUCAAACACUGACUUCCUUUAAAGAUGGUGCACCUGAAAAACAUGCUAAAACUAAAACAACCGUCCCAAAGCAUGUUGAGUUUGUGGAGAAAAUUAAUGCAACAGAGUUGGUAUCUCCACAAGGACAGCAGCAGAAGCCUCAAGAGAUUAUAGUUGAACAUGAUCAGCUAAAAGUCAGCACAGUUCAAGAUAAAACCUUUAAAGUUACACCUCUUAAAGCAACAAAAACAACACAGGAACAGAUUGAAAGAAACGUCUCAGCUGCACCUUUAGUGGAAUGGACUAAAGAACUGGAAGUAAUAGAUGCUCCAGAAAAUGUUGUGGAAAUCAGAGAGACUGACUUUCCAGUUGAUGGUGAGAACAUGCAUGUGGCAGACGGUGUUCCUCCAAAGGGACCAAUGUCCCUGAAGGAGAGAAGACACAUGUUAGCCGACACUGAAGAGGCUGCAGAUGAACAAGUCCCUUCAAAAUGUGUCACCCUUGAGGAUAAAAUGGUAAAAGUGACACCAAAACAAAUUAAAGGAAAAGUUUCAGAUAAAGAAGUACCGAAGCUUGAAUUUACUCAAAUGUCUGAACAUGGCUUCUCAAAGGAAGGAACGCCAAAGAUAAAGAGAUUUCAGAAGUUACCAAAGACUGGAGAUCAAUUUCAGGCGGGCGUUGUCCCGAUCAAAGAUAAAAAAGGCCACACACCCCUGACUGAAGUCAAGAAAACACAACAGCAACAGGAGCAAUGUUUGAGGGAAGAUGAUGCAAAGGGACUUGGGCCUAAAGAAACAGUCAAAGGUAAUAUAUCAGAGCCACUUCCUCAUAUGAAAGAAGCACAGAAAGAUAUAAAGUUAGCCAAAUCUAAAAAGAUCAGAGUUGAAGAUGUCCAGGCCACAGCUACAGAUGAUGAAGAGAAGGUUGAGAUAAUAUCUUCUGCGGUACCCGUGAUAAAAGACAAAGCUGCCGAGCUUCCACAUCAGAUUAUCUCACGUGACGAUGUGGUCAAAGACCUUUCUUUGAGAGAGGAAAGAGGGAUGGCUGUUGAAGAAAUCAGGUCCAACUUAGUCCCAGUUAAAAUGAAUGCAGACAAAGUGUCUCCCGUGGAAAAGCAGAGCUCAAAAAGACAGGAACAAAUUGACAGCAGGGCCUCGGAGGCUACUGAGCCUGAGGUAACCUGUUCAAAGUCCGACGCUCCAGAAAUAUAUGCUGGAAGUGAAAUAACUUUUAAGGACAGAAACACAGGAAAGGCAGAAAUCAGUCAGUUUAAAAACAUUCAUCCAGAGAGAGAAAUAUCACUGACCAAGAGAGAAGAGAAGACCUCGGAGAUUGUGGAAGAACUUCAUUCGAAAGAAAGAACAAAGAGAGACAAAACAGACAAAUGUGAGAAGAAAGCAAGGCAGGAAAAUACUGAAAAAAAGGCAGACGUUAUACCUGAGAUGGAAGGAGGAGAUGAUAUUUACCAAAAGACUCAGAAGAUCAAAGGUUAUGCAAGCAAAGCUGAGACUAGGAAAGUACCUCCAACUGUUGAGGCAUCAAAAAUCAAAAAAGAGGACUCAGCUCUGCGAGACAAACCUAAAGAAAGACCAGCUGCAGAGAUCCAGUCCAAUAAAGAUGAAUACGCCCGUGUUACUCCACUGGAAGUUAUGGAAACGAAACAGGAACAAGUUCAAAGAAAGUUUUCAGUUGCACCUGCAAUUGCCGUUGCAUCUAAAAUAUCUCAGAUAGUAAAAGAUGGAGAUGCUAUAUCAGAUACUUCCAAAGAUAUUACAGAUGUACAAACCAAAACCAAGGAAGACAUUGUUAAAGAUGAAGUAGAGAAAACUAAAAGGAAGUUUUCAGGUGCAGCCAAGCCAGAAGUAACACAUGAACAACCCUUGGUAGAAAGACUUCCAGUAAGAGACAAAACCACCACAGACGGAGAAGAGGCCUUCGAGGCGGCAGAUGAGUCUAAACACAUUUCACAAAAGAAAGAAGAAACCGAAACAGAAUUGCAGAAGUUCACAUUUGAAGAUGUCCAGACAAAGAAAUCCCUAAAAGAGAAAAGCCUCUCAAAAACAGACACGAGUACAAACCCUUCCUUUGAAGAAGUGCAGUCCAAGACGGUCGUAGUAAAAGAUAAAUAUGUUCCUGUGAAGGACAAGGAGUCUCCACCCCAAGGCAAAGAAGCACUGGUAAAGCCAGCUGCUCCUCAAGAGAGCAAACCACAGGCUGCUGUAAAAGUUCAAGAAGCUGCUAAAAGGCCUGAAGUCACUGACAAAACCAAGAAGUUGGAGAAAAUAAUCGCUCCACAAGAAGAACCAAAGCCAGUGACCAAGCCAAAGCCUGUCGUUAAGGCUGAAGAACCAACCAAGAAGGUUGUGGAAGAAGAAAAACCCAUUGUGUCUGGUGACCCUGGUAACCCAGGUGACCCUGGUAACCCUGGUUACCCUGGUCCGUAUGACCAUGAAACCAAGGGUCCUGUACAAGCACCGGGAGGAGCCAAGAAAGAGGGACAACCGUCAGAAGAAGCAGGAAGAGGUAGAGGUCGAGGGCUGAAACCCAAGCAGACCCCGUCACCUGGAGAAGGCCGGGGCCGCGGGCUGAAGCCCGGUGGAAGAGGCCCCACACCACCAGAGGAGCCAUUCGCAGGAUUCAAACUCAAAGCCGUGCCUCUGAAGUUCAUUAAGAAGAUUCAGGACAUUGUGUUGCAGGAAGCAGAGUCCAUCGGCUCGUCUGCCAUGUUCGAGUGUGAAGUCUCGCCCUCCACCGCCAUCACGACAUGGAUGAAGGGCGACAGCAACUUGCGCGAGAGCCCCAAGCACAAGUUCACUUCUGACGGCAAAGAUCGCAAGUUGAACAUUAUUGAUGUGCAGUUGUCCGACACCGGUGAAUACACCUGUAUCGCCAAGAACGCCGGCAAGGAAAUAUCAUGCACAGCCAAGCUCAUUGUUGAAGAGCUCCCAGUGAAGUGGAUCAAGGAGCUGGAGCCAGAGACCUCGGCCCUCAAGGGCCAGCCUCUGUACAUGACCUGCGAGCUGAACAAAGAGAGAGAUGUGAUAUGGAAGAGGAAUGGGGAAGUCCUGAAGAAAAAGGCCGGAAAGGUCCAGAUCAACAUCAUCGGGAUGCAGCACGCCGUGACCAUCCAGAACACAACGGAGGAGGACACGGGCGUCUACACCUGCGCAGUUGCCAAUCAGGAGGACGUCCAGACCACGACAAGCGUCAAAAUCAUCGAAAUAAUCAAAGACUGGAUUGUGAAACCACUGAGGGACCAGCAUGUGAAGCCCAAGGCAGCUGCUACGUUUAAAUGCGAGCUCUUCAAGGACACUCCCAACUGGAAGUGGCUGAAAGGAGAGACAGAGGUCACGCCCUCUGACAAGGUCGAGAUCCAGAAGGACGGAAAGCAGCUGACGCUGACCAUCAAGAACUGCCAGCCCGAUGACGUGGCCGAGUACGCCAUGGAGGUGGAGGGACGUGUCUACACCGCCAAGCUGACGCUAGGAGAGCGCGAGGCGGACAUCUUGAAGCCCCUGGCCAGCGUGGAGGUGGUUGAGAAGGAAGAAGCCAAGUUUGAGACGGAGAUCUCGGAGGAUGAUGUUCCCGGAGAAUGGAAGCUCAAAGGAGAGGUUUUGACCAGAUCCCCGAUGUGCGACAUCCAAAUGGAGGGUGGGGUGCGUCGACUCAUUCUGAAAAACUGCCAGUUGGAUCAGGCCGGAGAAGUGUCCUACCAGGCUCUGAACGCCAUAACCAGCGCCAUGCUCAAUGUCAAAGAAAUCGAAAUGGACUUUGUUGUCCUGCUGAAGGACGUUUCUGUGCCUGAAAAGAAACAGGCUAAGUUUGAAUGCACCAUCACGAAGGAUGUCUCUAAGGUCAUGUGGCAUAGAGGUGACGACGUCAUCACCCCAGACCAAAAGUAUGACAUCAUCGAUGAUGGAAAGAAGCAUAUGCUUAUUAUAAACUGUUGUGAGUUUGAUGACGAAGACGGAUAUACAAUUGCGGUUCUGGGAAAAACGUCAACAGCCAGACUCACAGUGGAGGGGAUCAGGCUCAAAUUUAUCUUGCCGCUAAAGGACCAAACUGUGAAGGAAGGCACGACGGCUCGUUUCGAGCUGGAGCUGUCUCACGAGAACAUCCCGGUCACUUGGUACAAGAACGACGUUAAAAUUCAUCCGAGCAGAACCGUGGUCACGCAUGUGGACGGAAAGACGCAUGUGCUAGAAAUAAAGGAAGUGACUCUCGACGAUACUUGCCAAAUUAAGGCUGAGGCCAGAGGAAUUCCUUCCAUGGCCAACCUGACGGUCAUAGAGGGAGAUGCGUACUUCACAGUUAAGCUGCAGGACUAUACUGCAGUGGAGAAAGACGAGGUGCUUCUCGAUUGCGAGCUCAGCAAAGACGUUGAUGUUAUGUGGUACCACGACGAGGCCGAGAUCAAGACCUCAAAGAUGGUGGCCAUCAAGGCCGAGGGCAAACGCAGAACCCUUGUCAUCAAGAAAGUUGGAGACAAAGACAAAGGACAAUACGUAUGUGAUUGUGGGACAGACAAGACAACGGCGAUACUUCACAUUGAAGCGCGCCACAUCAAGGUGGUUCGGCCGACGUACGGCGUCGAGGUCUUUGACGGAGAGACCGCUCGAUUUGAAGUCGAGCUGAGCGAGGACGACGUCCACGGCCAAUGGAGACUGAACGGAGAAGUCCUCAGUCCGUCCGCCGACGUUGAGAUCGUGGAGGACGGCGCCAAACACACUCUGGUCUUAUACAACUGCAGAGUGCCUCUAACCGGCGAGGUGGCGUUCGCCGCCGCCAACGCCAAGUGCUCCGCUAACCUGAAAGUGAAGGAGCACCCCGUCUCAUUCAUUACCCCCCUGGCUGACGUGCACGUGUACGAAAAGGACGAGGCGAGGUUUGAGGUGGAGGUUUCUAGAGAGCCCAGAAGCUCCCGGUGGUUGAAGGGAGCCCAGGAGCUCGUAAACGACGACAGGUUUGAGCUCCUGGCUGAAGGAAAGAGACACACUCUGGUUGUGAAAUCGGCCAGAUACGAAGACGAAGCCAAAUACAUGUUUGAGGCUGAAGAUAAACGCACAUCUGGGAAGUUGAUUAUUAAAGGUAAAUGGACUCCGGCCGGUCUGGUUGGGACAUAUAUGUCCGCCAUCUUUUCCUCCCAAAACAUGUCAGACGGGUGGAUCAUCUCCCCCUUCAGUUUCCAGGUGGCGUGCAGGUCCUCCUCUGAGAUCUCCGUCUCAAACUUGGCCGUCUCCGUCUCCGUGACCUCCACGCUGUACAGCGGGCGCACCACCUUGAUGUCGCGCUCUGCGGAGUCGCAGGUGUACGCCCCCAUGUCGCUCCUCGCCGCCUUCCUGAUGAGCAGCGAGCGCCUCCUGCCGUCCGCCUGGAAGACGACGUUCUUGGAGGCAAAGACCUCGUUGCCGUCUUUCAACCAGCGGACGGCGCCGGACGCCCGGCUGAGCUCGCACGCCAGCGUCACCUCGUCCUUCUCCACGGCCGUCGGGACGUUGGGUAACUCCUGCGAGGAGCUUUCACAAUCUCCUUUUCCAGGAGAAGUGAUUGACAGGAGCAGAUUUACUUCCCCCGUUGGUUUGGCAGAGGCUGGCUCUCAGCCAAUCAGAGCCCUCGGUUAUUUUAGAAGCCGCAUGCCUUAUCUAGAGCGGGUUGGCCGUGAUUGGCAGGCAGCGGGACGCUACCCCAUCCCUUACUGGUGCCUGCCAGCUUUAGAGAAUGUGCGGCAGGUCGGGGGGGGACUAACCAUGUCUUCUCCCCAAUCCAAAGCCCGGGUGAUCGGCCUGGCCAGGCCUCUGCAGGACGCCACGGUGACCGCCGGGCAGACCGCCACCUUCGAGUGCGAGCUGUCCUAUGAAGGCAUCGCGGUGGAGUGGUUCCUGGGGGGGGCCAAGCUGGAACCCAGCGACAGAGUGGUGUUGAAGUCGGAGGGUAAAGUCCACAGCCUGACUCUGAGGGACGUCAAGCUGGACGAGGCGGGACAACUUAAACUAGUCGCCAAAGACUUCCAGACUGAGGCCAACCUCAUCGUCAAAGAACCGCCGGUGGAGUUCACCAAGCCUCUGGAGGACCAGACGGUGGAGGAGGAGGCGACCGCCACGCUGGAGUGUGAGGUCUCCAGAGAGAACGCGGAGGUGCGCUGGUUCAGGGACGGACAGGACAUCAGGAAGACCAAGAAGUACGAGAUGAUCAUCGACGGCCGCAAGCGCGCGCUGGUCAUCCACGACUGCACGCUGGACGACUCCAAGACCUACGCUUGCGACGCCAAGGACUUCAAAACUUCCUGCUUCCUCAACGUUGAACGUGCGCUUAUGUCCUGUUGCCAGAUGGUGGCGCUAUCUCCGAAAGUCCAUAUUGGCCUGAAGGUGUUCUCAGGCCGGGACUCUUGGUGUUUGUGGGAAAUUUCAAGCAGAUACGACAACCUGCAGGGUGUAGGUGCCUUUGUCCGGCCGCACGCUCGGCGCGACGACCAGCUCGGUGAACGUCGACCUGGUCGUCAUGGAGACGCGCUCGUCAGCUGUGCUCAGCUCCUUCUCUCCGAAGGUCCAGCGGGCGACGGGGGUCGGGUACCCGGAGAUCGGGACUCGGAUGGUCAGGGGCUGCGGCACGAUGACCUCCAGACCGUUCUUAAACGCACUCAGGCGUCGGUAGGAACUAAAGUGGCCCCCUGCAGGCGCCGGGAGGAACUAAAGUGGCUCCCUGCAGGCGCUGUGCGGACGUGCGGAGCUAAAGUGGCUCCCUGCAGGCGUCGGGGGGAAAUGAAAUGGCCCCCUGCAGGCGGCGGGGGGAACUCACCAAUGGGAUCCAUGAUCUUGACGGGCUGCGAGGCGGCGCUGGGCUUGCCCUCGCCGGCUUUGUUCUGCGCUUUGACUCUGAAGAUGUAUUCUUUGUUCUCGAUGACGUCGUUGACGACGGCGCUGAGCUCGUCCGCCUUGGUGAUCUGGACGGGCGUCCACUUCACCGACGUCCUGUCCCGCAGCUCGAUGAUGUACGACGUGAUGGGGGAGCCGCCAUCCGACUCGGGAGGAUCCCAGGAGACGGUGCAGCCAAACUUGGUGACGUUUCCCACUGUGACGUUCAGAGGAGCUUCGGGAACGACUCUUACCAAACUUGUUCUUGGCCUGUACGGCUUUGUCGGUCUCGACGUUGGGUCCGCUGCCAACGCGGUUGCGGGCGCAGACCCUGAACAGGUACAUAGAGUCCUUGUGGAGGCCGGUGACGGUGUACUCGGGGCUCUCGGCGUGGUCGGUGGCCAGCGUCCACGUCUUCCGCUUCACGUCGCGUCUCUCCACCACGUAGGCCACGACCUUGCUGCCGCCGUCACUUUCGGGCUCCUCCCACGCCAGGCUGACCUCGCCGUCCGCUGUGUCGAUCACCUGCAGGCUCUUCACAGGGCCUGGGACGUCUGGGGACACAAAAUACAAGGGGGCGGUUUAGGACUCAAUAUAUCAGUCACUGUCCAAUUGGAGGAGAAAAUAGGGACUCGGUUCGUGCAUGAGUUUUUGGGAGAACUGACCGAUGACGUCCAGGUUGAUGAAGGCUUCUCCCUCUCCGUGCUUGUUCUUGAUGACGAUCUUGUAGCGGCCCUCGUCGGCCUUCAGCGGGUCCUUCAGUCGGUACUCGGUGCGGUCGGCCGACGUGUAGAUGUUGUCUUUGGGAGUCUGUACUCUCCCUGGUCUCGCGGGCGGAUCUCACAGACCUGCAGUCUGUGGAUUUUACCCUCGCUCAUCAUCUGGUAUUUGUCUCCCUGGACGACUGUCAUGUUGUUCCUCAACCACUUCACUUCCACUCUGUCCUUGUUGAGCUCCACCUCGAACACGACGUCCGAGCCCGGGGGUUCGAACACAUCCUGCGGCGGUCUGACGAUCUCCACCGGGGUCUCUGCGGGACAGGAAGAGGCUCACAAUGACGUCAAUCCGAACAGGAAGUGGUUCACACUGAAGAGAAGAAGUGGUGAGCAGAAUGUGCAGAAACUGACCUUCCACGAAGAGCCUGGCUCUGGACCUCUUGUCCUCCACGCCGCAGGCUUGAACCUGAACCUGGACCUGAACCUGGACCUGGACCUGGAGUUCGGUCCAGGACAGACGUACCUCGGUCCUUCUCUGAUCUCGCGUCCGUUCCUGUACCACUUGGCUUCUGCUUUCUCCUUGGUGAGCUUGCACGUGAACACGGCGUCCUGGAACUCGGUGAUGGUCUGGUCCUUGAGGUGCACGCUGAAGUCGGUGGGCGCCUCGCUGAUGAUCAGCUCCGCCGACGACUUGUUGUCCCCGGCGACGGCGGUGUACUCGCCCUCGUCCGCCAGCGUGCAGUCCUUGAUGACGAUGCGUUUGCUGAAGACGAUCUCCUGGCCGGCCCUGGUCCACGUCAGCGUGGCGUUGGGCCGGUUGACCUUGCAGGAGAAGCUGACGGUCUUCUUCUCCUGGGUGUCGAUGUCCUCCAGAGGAACCACGAUCCUCAGACUCUCCUCUGGACCACACACAACACCCCAUGUCCGCUGGUUUAAGGACGGAAGUGAAAUCAGAAAGGGGAAGAAGUAUGAGAUCAUCGCCCAGGGACGCCAACACGUCCUCAUCGUCCACAAGUCUGUGUUUGACGACGAGGCCGAGUACGAAUGUGACGCCAAGACGGCCAAGUCCUCCGGCAUGCUCACCGUCGUCGAGGAAGAAGCCAGGUUCAGCAAAAACCUGUCCAACGUGGAGGGGACGGAGACGGACAGCGUGAAGCUGAUCUGCGAGGUCUCCAAACCCGGCGCCGACGUUACCUGGUACCGCGGCGAUGAGGAGCUGCCCGAGGGCGGCCGCUACGAGCACAUCGUGGACGGGAAGAAGAGGAUCCUCCUCAUCCAGGACCUGAAGAUGGCUGACGCCGGAGAGUACACCUGCAGGCUGAGUCCCAACAUCAAGACCUCCGGGAGCCUCAAGAUCAACGGUGAGAGGAAAGCACCCCUGAGUCAGGGACAACACGACACACCCGAGUCAGGGUCUGACACGACACACCCGAGUCAGGGUCUGACACGACACACCCGAGUCAGGGUCCGACACGACACACCUGAACCUACCGAAGGGGUAUCUGGCAAUGAUGGACGGGUGAUCGGCCGGCGGUCCGACACCGAACUGGUUCUCAGCGAAGACCCGGAAGAUGUACUCCUUGAACUUGAUCAGGCCCGCGGCCCGGUAGGUGGCCUGCUUCACGGUGGAGGACAGGCGGUGCCAGAUCUCGCUGUCGGCGGCGCGCCGCUCCACGAUGUAGUUGGUCACCUUGGAGCCGCCGUCGUCGCGCGGCGGGUUCCACGCCAGGAAGCACGUCUCGAAGUGAAAGACCAUUAUCCCAGAUCUCUGCGGCCCCCCAAGGGGGUCAUGAUUCCCCAAGUCUACCGUACCCAGGAUGUUGACGUCGACGGUGGCGGUGGCGCGGCCGCUGCUGUUGGUGGCCUCGAUGAUGUAGGUGCAGCUGUCGUCUCGGCGCGUCUUGGCGAUGGCGACCGUGGAGUGUCCCGGCUUGGUGUCGAUGGACACCCGGUCGUCCGGCUUCAGGACCAGGUCUGCCUUGGUCCACUUCACCCGCGGCUCCGGCUUACCCGUCACUUCGGCCGGGAGCUCGAUCCUACUGCCGGCCUUGGCCGUCAGACCGGCCAGCAGCUUGGCAUCCAGCUGGAUCUCGGGAGCCUCUGCACGGACAGGAGAGACGGGGCGGGGGGGGCAGAUGGCGAGAUCUUGUGGGUUGCCCUACGUACCUUUGGGGUCUACGGCCUGGAUCUCGUCUGUGGCCUUGCAGGGCCGGCUGGCCCCGAGGCGGUUCAGGGCCCGGACUCUGUAUGCGUACCACUGGCCCUCUAUCAGACCGGUCACCUGGCACUUCAGCUCAGGGACCAUGUCCCCGCAGGGCUCCCACUUAUCGGUUCCUCUCUGGCAGCGUUCCACGUUGUAGCCGCGGAUCCCCGUGCCGCCGUCGAACUUGGGCGGCUCCCAGGUCAGGAAGAUGCCGCUGGCCGACUUGUCUCUCCACCGCAGGUUCUCUGGAGGGUCGGGGCAGGCUGCAGGAAACCAGACCAGGACGUCCCUGACCCCCCCGUGGACGUGGAGACCCACAACCCCACGUCCAGCACCGUCACCCUGACCUGGAAGCCCCCCAUGUACGACGGAGGCGCCAAGAUCAUGGGCUACGUCCUGGAGAAGCAGAAGAAGGGCGAGGAGGCCUGGGAGCGCUGCAACGACUUCCUGGUCCCCGUCCUGUCCUACACCGUCCGGGGGCUGGCGGAGGGGAAGAGCUACACCUUCAGGGUCCGGGCCGAGAACGCAGCCGGGGUCAGCGAGCCGUCGCGGGCGUCCCCCUUCGUCAAGAUCUCCGACGCCAUCGACCCCCCCAAGGUGUUCCUGAGCGGCAGCCUGCAGUCCGGCCUCAGCGUGAAGCGCGGCUGCGAGAUCCGCCUGGACGCCAACGUGUCCGGCUCGCCGUACCCGGAGGUCACAUGGUACUGGAACAACCAGAGGAUCCGGCCCGAGCCGCUACGCAGGAGGCCCGACAAACCACUGAAGAAGAAGGUGGAGAAGAAGGAGGAGGAGAAGAAGAAAGAGGAAGGAGAGGCCGAGAAGCCCGUGGAGAAGGAGGGAGAGGAGAAGAAGGAAGGAGAGGCCGAGCAGAAAGAGGAGGAGAAGAAGGAGGGAGAGGAGAAGGAGGGAGAGGCCGAGAAGAAGGAGGAGGAGAAGAAGGAGGACGAGAAGAAGGAGGAGGAGAAGAAGGAGGAGGAAGAAGAGACAGACUACCCGACGAUAAACGAGCGUCUGAGCGUGGACAGCCGUCACCGCGGCACGGCGUCCAUCGUCGUCAGGGACUCGUACCGCGCCGACCACGGCGUCUACAUGGUGAAGGUGGAGAACGACCACGGCAUCGCCUCGGCAACCUGCGAGGUCAACGUGCUCGCAACAGCCAACCCCGUCGUACCGAAAGGAUUCUUGGCGACGAGCGGUUUGGAGACGCAGUACGGCCCGGCGCCGAACUUGUUCUCGGCCACCACCCUGAAGAUGUACUCCUUCUUCUCGAUGAGCUUGGGCACCAGUUGUGUGACCUUGUGUCCCGUCCUCAGGGACCUGGUUCCGGGCACCGAGCUGAACGUGGAGGGCCUCCUCGAGGGGCUCACGUACAUCUUCAGGGUGGCGGCUGAGAACCAGGCCGGCCCCGGGAAGUUCAGCGGCCCCUCCGAACCCAAAACAGCCCAGGCCCCCAUCUUACCCCCGGGACCCCCAGUCGCCCGAGUGGCGGCGACCACAGACCACUCCAUCGACGUGGAGUGGGACCCCCCGGCCGACAACGGCGGGGGGGAGAUCCUGGGAUACCACGUGGAAAAGGCCAUGGUUGGCACCAAGGACUGGUCCCGGGCCACAGAGCGUCUAUGGAAAACCCGAUCCUUCACGGUCUACGGGGUCCGCGAGGGAGCCAAGUACUCCGUCAGAGUGAUCGGCUGCAACGCUGCCGGAGAGGGAACGCCAGGAUUCACAGAGGCUGUGUUUGUCAGGAAUCCUGCAGAGAAGCCGAUGAUUGACCUGGAAAUGUCUGUGAAGAGCGGCGUGAUCAUCAGAGCCGGAGAGAACCUCCAUUUGCCCGCGACAGUCACAGGUAAACCCUACCCCACCAUCACCUGGACCAAGGACGAUGCCAAACCCGACAAAGACCGCGUGGAGAUCCUCACCGAGGGCAACGACAGCGUCGUUUCCAUCAAGAACGCGCAGAGGAAGGACUGCGGCAAAUACCACAUCUCCGCUUGCAACCCCAGCGGCACAAAGCACGCUUCCAUCAGGGUGGAUGUUGUAGAUGUCCCCGGGCCCGUCACGGACCUGAAGCCCGUCGUCGUCACUCGCAAGAUGAUCUUCUUGAACUGGGAUGACCCGGUGGACGAUGGAGGCAGCGACCUGACCGGCUUCGUCGUGGACCGCAGAAAUCCCAAUUCUCACGCAUGGAGGCAGCCCGUUGAAACCACCUCUUCGAAGUGCGAGUGCAUGGGGAUAGUGGAAGGACAGGAGUACAUCUUCCGCGUCACUGCCAAAAACAAGUACGGCCUGGGCGUGCCAGUAGAGAUGGACAUCAUCAAGGCUGUUGACCCACAGGGCCCACCGUCAUACCCUGAGAAGUUCCACUACACCGAACGCACCAAGAACUCCCUUACACUGACCUGGAAACCGCCUCGUAACGACGGCGGCAGCCCCAUCAUCGGCUACACCGUUGAGAAAAAGAGGCAAGACAAGCAGGCCUUUGAGCCAUGCAACACAGAGAUGUGCCCCAACUUGACCAUGACAGUAGAGGACCUGGAUGAGGACUGGAUGUACGAGUUCAGGAUCAAGUGUGCCAACCUGAUUGGAGUAAGCGAGCCAUCCAUCCCGUUGACUGUGAUUAUCCAAGACGACGAAGUGGCUCCUGAAGUCCACAUGCUGAAGCACUUCAAGGGCGACUGUAUUACCGUGAAGAAGGGUGAGCCAAUUGAAAUGCCCGCUGAUAUCCUGGGCCUGCCCAUCCCUAUCAUCGAGUGGACCAAGGACGACGUGGUCAUUGAGCCCACAGAGGCUCUGCUGAUUGAGACUGAGGUGACCGGCAGGUUGAACGCAAAGACCAAGUUGUCCAUCCCAGCAGCCAAUAGGAGGGACCGCGGCAGCUACACUGUGACCGCCUCCAACAACAUGGGCUCAGCCAAGCACACCACCUAUGUCAUGGUGCUGGACCGACCACUUCCACCCAGAAAUUUGACAGUGUCCAACAUCAGGGCGGAGUCCUGCUACCUCCAUUGGGAAGUACCGCUGAGCACUGGUGGCAGCGAGCUGACCAACUACAUUGUUGAGAAGUUGAAAGUGGUAAAAGAGGAACCAGAGCUGGAAGAAGGACAGGAAGCUCCACCUGGACCACAGUGGGAGAAGGUCAACAACACCGUCAUUGAUAGGAAACUCGGGGUUUGGGAACUGGAGACCAACAAGUCCUACAUGUUCCGGGUCAAAGCCCAGAAUCGUUACGGUAUUUCUGACCCCUGCACUACAGAGGAAAUCAAGAUCAUAGACCCAUUUGGCCUUCCUGGCCCACCAGAAAAACCAAAGAUCGCAGAGUACUCCAAGACCUCCAUGACUCUGACCUGGCAGCCCCCCAGGGACACUGGUGGCUCUAUGAUUAUUGGCUACUGGCUGGAGAAGAGGGAAAAAGGCACUGACUACUGGGCCAAAGUCAACAAGGUGCCGGUCACCAAGAGGGGCAUGAAAGGCUGGGACUACCAGGUGACUCGUCUGUUUGAAGGAACAGAGUACGAGUUCAGGGUCGCUGCCACCAAUUCUGCAGGAAUGGGACCGUUCAGCGGACCGUCCGACUCUGCCUUCGCUGUCGAUCCCAUCACUCCUCCGAGCAUGCCCGGUGCUCCUGAGGUGAUUGACAAGACAAAGCACAGUGUCACGCUGUCCUGGAAGCCGCCAGAGAGCGACGGAGGAAGCCCCAUCAAGGGCUACAUCAUCCAGAUCCAGGACGAGGCCGCGACAAAGUGGAUCAGCGUGAACGACGCAGACUCCCUCAACCCCACCACCGAGUUCACCAUGCCCAGCCUCCGUGCGCUGAAACGCUACCGUUUCAGGAUCAUCGCCGUCAACGACAUCGGCGAGUCCGACCCCAGCCCCAGCACCGGCGAAGUUCUGGUUGAGGACAUUGCAUUUGCUCCUUCCAUCUCCAUCGACGUGCUGAUGGACGACCUGCUGUACAUCCGGGCUGGAGACCCGAUCAGGAUCCCCGCCACCAUCAAGGGCCGCCCUGUUCCCAAGGUAACCUGGGAAUUUACUGGCAAAGCCAAGUCGCACAAGAAGAACAAACUGCACACGCUGCCUGUGGACUCAGAGAUUCAGUCCACCGACACCACGUCCAUUGUGACCAUCCCCAUCAGUCUGAGGACGCACUCUGGACGCUACACCAUCACCGCCAAGAACAAGUCCGGACAGAAGCACAUCAACGUCAGAGUCAUUGUCCUCGACGUCCCCGGAGCCCCGAAGGACCUGAAGGUCACCGACACCACCCGGUCCACCAUGAGGCUGAUCUGGAAGCUCCCCGACAGCGAUGGAGGAGAGAGAAUCAAGAGCUACUUCAUCGAGAAGAAGAGUCUGAUUGACAAGGCCUGGACCACGGUGAACGCCGCCUGCGCCAGCCAGGCCUACGUGGUGACGGGCCUGCUGGAGGGGCAGGACUACCACUUCAGGGUCCGAGCUGAGAACAGGCUCGGAUUCGGCCCGUUCACCAUCACCACCGACCCCGUGCGGGCCAGAGACCCCAUCUACCCGCCCGACCCCCCCACCAAAGUGAAGGUGAACCUGGUGACGAAGACCACGGUCACCCUGAGCUGGGAGCCCCCCAAGAACAACGGCGGCUCUCCGGUGAAGCAUUACAUCAUCGAGCGCCUGAGCUGGGACACCAGCGGCAAAGAGAAGGAGACGUGGAAGCAGUGCAACAAGAGGGACGUGGAGGAGCUCACCUUUGUGGUGGAGGACCUGAACGAGGGAGGGGAGUAUGAGUUCAGAGUGAAAGCUGUGAACGCGGCGGGACCCAGCCGCCCGUCGGCCGCCGCCGGGCCCCUGGUCAUCAAGGAUCAGACAUUCUUCUUACUGAUUGGAUCUCUGCAGAGCACGGGGUCCGAGGGCACGCUGGGCAGCCCGGCGCCGGCGGCGUUGACCGCGCUGACCCUGAACUGGUACAUGGCCCCCGCCUGCAGGCCCACCACGUCCCAGUUGUUGCCCAGCGGCAGGGCCCGGAUGGGGUCUCGGUUGACGCGGAUCCAGCGCUUGGCAGUGCCUGAGAUGGGUUUCCCCCCGUCGCCCGCCGGCGGCUCCCAGCUGACCAGCGCCGAGUCGUGGAAGACCUCCUUCACGGUGGGCUGUCUGGGGGCGUCGGGGACCUCUGAGAAGGGACAGAACCACCGUGUUGUGCCGGCGCAGCAACUCACCGACCACGGUGACGGUGCAGACUCCAGUGCGGGCACCGGCGGCGUUCUCCACGCUGACGCCGUAGCAGCCGCUGUGCGCCCUCUUGGCCGCGCUGAUGUUGAGGCUCAGGUGGCGCGCGGUGCUGUGGAGGCUGAUCACGUCGUCCGCCUUCAGCUCCUCGUCGUUCUUGGUCCAGUCUCACUCACCCAGUUCGUCUCUGCACUGGACGGGCUUGGUGGCGUAAGACGCCUUGCCCUGUCCCACGGCGUUGAUGGCCGCCACCCUGAACUCGUGGCUGGACCCGUCCUUCAGCCCCGUCAGGGUGAACUUCAUGUCCAGCAGCUUGCUGUCUCCGCCGAUGCGUGUGAAGAUGUCCCGGCCGACCAUGCGGGACUGCAGGACGUACUCCGUCACCUCGGUGCCGCCGUCGUACUUGGGCGGUCUCCAGGCAACCGAGAGCGAGUCCUUGGUAACCGCUGUGACGUGCAGGUCCUCUGGACGCUCCGGGACGGCUGGAGGACGCAGACAGAGACAGAAAUACUCACAUAUGGGGUCCUUGAUGAGGACCAUCUUGUCGGUCUCGAUGAAGGGCCCCAUGCCGAUGAUGUUCUCGGCUGCGAUCCUGAAGAAGUAGCCCUUGCCCUCGAGGAGUCCCUGCACCACGGCGUUCCUCCGGGUCACGGUUUGGUGAUGGCCGAGCCACCGUCGUCCUCGGGGGAGUACCACGUCAGCUUGCACGAGUCGUUGGUGAGAUUCUCGCCGGCGAAGGGAAGACCGACGGGUCCGGGGACACUCACCCAGAACCUCCACGAUGACGGCCUUCUUCCUCUCGCCGCCCUCGUUCUUGGCGCUCAGCGUGUAGAUGCCCUGGUGUUGGCGUUUGCAGUUCUUGAUGACCAGCGAGUUGGAGAUGCCCGUCUUCUCCACCACGGCCUCCUUGGGAACCUCGGCGUCGUCGCGGCACCACGUGAUCUCCGGGGCGGGCUUACCCGACACGUAGGCGAUGAUGCGGAUGGUGGCGCCGGCGUGGACCACGAUCUUCUCCUUCACCGAGGCGUCCAGGUCCAUCUCCGGGGGAACUGGGACAGGAAGGGGGGGGGUAUUAAUCAAACUGUGAGUAGCGAGGCGGUCUUACUGGUUCUGUCCUUGGUCUCGAUGAGCUCGGACACGAACCCCGGCUCCCCCUCUCCGGCCGCGUUCACCGCUUUGACCCGGAAUCGUUUGUCUCCUCCAGACAAGCCGGGGCCCAUCCAGCACCUUCGGGUGACGGACAUCCGGAGCGACUCGGCCUACAUGUCCUGGAAGGACCCGGAGGACAGCGGCGGCGUGCGCAUCACCAACUUCGUGGUGGAGAAGAAGGACACGGCCUCCACCCAGUGGGUGCCGCUCUGCUCCACCUCCAAGAAGCGCAGCAUGAUGCUGAAGCACCUGAUUGAGGGCACGUCCUACAUGUUCCGGGUCGCCGCCGAGAACCAGUACGGGCGCAGCGAGUACGUCAGCACACCCAAGGCCAUCAAGGCCAUGAACCCGCUCUUCCCACCCGGACCCCCCAAAGACCUGCACCACGACGACGUGGACAAGACUGAGGUGUGGUUGGUCUGGAACUGGCCCGAUCGCAACGGGGGGAGUGAGAUCACCGGCUUCCUGGUGGAGUACCAGGAGGAGGGCGAGAGGGACUGGGACGAGUGGAAGACUGUCAGCAUCCCCGAGACCCAUGUGACCGGCCUGGAGGAGGGAAAGACCUACCGCUUCAGGGUCAGGGCGGAGAACGCCAUCGGCCUCAGCAGACCAGACACUACCGUGCCAAUCCUGUGCCAGGAAAAACUGGUGCCCCCCAUUCUGGAGGUGGAUGCUAAGCUAACUGACGGCAUCAUUGUGAAGGCCGGCACCACCAUCCGGCUACCAGCCAUCAUGAGAGGGAUCCCCGUGCCCACCGCCAAGUGGUGCAUCGAGGGCGAUGAGAUCACCAGCGAGGGGAACGUCAAGAUCGACACGGACAACUUCUCCACCGUGCUCAGCAUUAACGACUGCACCAGGAACCACACCGGCACCUACCUGCUCACCGUAUCCAACCCCGCCGGAACCAAGACUGGGGCCUUGAACGUCACUGUCCUGGAUGUCCCCGCCGCUCCCAUCGGACCCGUCAACAUCCUGGAGGUCACUCCGGACUCCAUGAUGAUUGAAUGGCGUCCUCCCAAGGACGAUGGCGGCACCGCCGUCACCAACUACAUCGUGGAGAAGCGAGAGUCCAACAAGGAGACCUGGGGCGGCGUGAGCUCUGGCAGCCUGGCCACCAAGCUCCACAUCACCCGUCUGCAGAAAGGAGUGGAGUAUGUGGUUCGCAUUCGGGCCGAGAACAAAAUGGGCAUCGGCGCUGCUCUGGAGAGCAAGCCGACUGUCGCCGAGCACACCUUCAUGCCACCCAGUCCGCCCGGUAAGCCACAGCCCUCUGAUAUUGCAGAAGAUUCUGUUACAAUCGGCUGGACCAUGCCACUGGCCGACGGCGGCAGCCAGAUCUCGGGCUACCUCAUCGAGCGCAGACACAAGGGAGGAAAAUGGAUCCGGGUCAACAAGACACCCUGCCCGGACCUCAGGUACAAAGUCCAAGGUCUGUUUGAGGGCAAUGAGUAUGAGUUCAGAGUGUUUGCGGAGAAUAGCGCCGGCUACAGCGGCCCCUCUCCCAGCUCUGACCUAUGCAAGCCCUGCAGGCCCAUCACCGUCCCAAGCCCCCCUGUCAACCCCAGAAUUAAAGAUUACAGCAAGACCACAGCUGAUUUGGUGUGGACCAAACCCAACAAAGACGGAGGUAGCCCCAUCCUGGGCUACACCGUGGAAAUGAAGAAAGCUGAUACUGAAGAAUGGAAAAAGGUGAAUAUCGAUGAGUUUAUCAAGCAGUGUGUCUACAGGGUGAAGGGUCUGGAGGAGGGCGGGACGUACAGAUUCAGAGUCUAUGCCUCGAACAUGAUCGGAGAUGGAGAGUCCAGAGAAAUCCCAGAGUCUGUCACCGCUCAGGAUAUCCUGAUCCCUCCGGAGAUCGAGAUGGACGCCACCUGCCGCGAGCACCUCACUGUGCGCGUUGGACACAACAUCAACAUCAUCGGCUACAUCAAGGCCCGUCCGGAUGCUGAAGUGCUCUGGUCCAAGGAGGAGACAGUUCUGGAGAACAGCAAACGCGUCACCAUCGUUCAGAACCUCCCUAUGGUCCACCUGAGGAUCAAGGAAGCCACGAGAGCCGACCAUGGCAAAUACACUCUGAAGGCGUCUAACGUGGGAGGCGAGGCAUCUUGCACCAUAACGGUCAACGUGCUGGACAGGCCGAGCCACUGUCAGAACCUGCACACAACCUACGCCACCAAAGACUCAUGUAUGAUCAACUGGGAGCCCCCCAAAGACAACGGUGGAUCCGAGAUCACCAACUACAUUGUGGAGUGCCGUGAGCCCAGCAUUAGCAUGUGGUCCAUGAUCUCCUCCAACUGCACCAAUCGCAAGAUCAAGUCCAAGAUGAUGGAGGGCCACCAGUACCUGUUCCGCGUCUGUGCCGAGAACAAGAUGGGCCCGGGACCCUGUGUGGAAACCAAAACCCCUCUGCUGGCCAUCGAUCCCAUUGAGAAGCCCGGCGAGCCUGAGAACUUCAGAGCCACCGACAUCGGUAAGAACUACGUCUAUCUGAGAUGGAGGAAGCCGGACUACGACGGCGGCAGCCCCAACAUCUCUUACAACCUCGAGUGCAAAGCUAAAGACGCUGAAGAGUGGGAGAAGCUCAACACUGGCGUUCUCACGGACACCUUCUUCCUGGCGGACAAGUGCACAGAGAACCACACGUACACCUUCAGGGUGCAGACCGUUAAUGAAGGAGGUGAAAGUGCUUGGGUAAAACUCGCCGAUAUUUUGGUGAGGGAGGAGAUCCAGAAGCCCGUCAUUGACCUGAAGCUGGCCGGAACCAUGACGGUGAAGGCCGGAGAGUCGGUGAGGUUGGAGGCCGGCCUGAGAGGAAAGCCCCAGCCCGAGGUCAAAUGGCUGAAAGACAAGGCUGUCGGAGACAACCCAAGAAUUAGCUAUGAGACCGGCCCCGACUACUCCAAGUUCCUUCUGACCAAGUCCAAACGCAGUGACACCGGAAAGUAUGUCAUCACUGCCACCAACUCGGCCGGCACCUUCACGGCGUACGCCAACGUUAACGUCCUGGACGUCCCCGGCGCAGUCAGGAACCUCCGGAUCACCGGCCUGGGAGCCGACAAGUGCAGAGUAGUGUGGGAUCCUCCAGAGGAUGACGGAGGCUGCGAGGUGGACAGCUACAUCCUCGAGAAAUGCGAGACCAGGAGGAUGGUCUGGUCCACGUACUCGGCCUCCGUGGUCACGCCGUACUGCAACGUCACGCGUCUGGUGGAGAACAACGAGUACAUCUUCAGAGUGAGGGCAGAGAACAAGAUGGGAACCGGCCCCGCUAUGGAGAGCAAGCCGGUCACUGUCAGGACACAGUUCAACAAACCUGGACCCCCUGAAGCCCCUGAUGUCACCAAGGUGAGUAAAGAUGAGAUGACCGUUGUCUGGGCUCCUCCUGAGAACGACGGAGGAAAGUCUAUCACCGGCUACAUCCUGGAGAGGAAAGAGAAGAGAGCAGUGCGCUGGGUGCCGUGCACCAAGAGCCCCAUCUCAGAGAGACGCAUGAAAGUCACCAACCUGAUUCCCAACCAUGAGUACCAGUUCAGGGUGAAGGCUGAGAACGAGGUCGGCCUGGGAGAACCCAGCAAACCCUGCAGACCCGUUGCAGCCAAAGAUCCCAUCGAGCCCCCCGGCCCCCCGGCAUGCCUCAAGGUAGGCGACAGCACCAAGACCUCUAUCACCCUGUCCUGGUCUAAGCCUGUGUACGACGGCGGCGCCCCAAUCAUAAACUACAGCCUAGACAUGAGGCUGAAAAGCGAGGCGGACCCCGAGAAGCCCUCUGAGGGCUGGAAGAGGAUCGACACCCAUGGCCCGCUGGUGCACACCGAGUUCACCAUCGGCCAGCUGGAUGAGAAGCUGGAGUACGAGUUCAAGGUGUCCGCCCAAAACCAGGUGGGCUGGGGACGCCACGCUUACCUGAAGGAAGCCGUCUCCCCCAAGGAGAUCCUGGAGGCUCCAGAGAUCGACCUGGAUGCCAGUCUCAGGAAAGGCCUGUCUGUCCGGGCCGGCUGUCCAAUCAGGCUCUUUGCUGUGAUCAGAGGAAGGCCCGCCCCCAAGGUGACCUGGAAGCGCCUGGGCGUGGACAACGUGAUCCGCCGAGGUCACGUGGACCAGGUGGACACCAUGUCCUUCCUUGUCAUCCCGGAGAGCACCAGAGAGGAUUCUGGGAGAUACUCGCUGACUCUGUCCAACUCAGCUGGAGAGAAAGCUGUGUAUGUCCGCGUCAAAGUCCUCGACACCCCGGGUCCCGUGGGAGACCUGCAGGCCUGCAACAUCACCAAGACCAAUGCCCAACUGUCCUGGCUCCCCCCCGACAACGACGGGGGGAGCCCCAUCCUUAACUACAUCGUGGAGAAACGCGAGGUGGACCGCAAGACCUGGAACAAGUGCAUUGAGGACCUGAGGAAGACUAGCUUCCAUGUGACCACUAUGACGCCUGGCAUCGAGUACUACUUCAGGGUCACGGCCUGCAACAAGUACGGCAUCGGGGUUCCACAGGACUCGCCCAAGUCCUACCUGGCUGUCGACCCCAUCAGCGAGCCGGACCCUCCCAAGAAGAUGGACGUGUUGGAGAUCACCAAGAACAGCGCCACCCUGGGUUGGCUGAAGCCGCUCAGAGACGGAGGAGCCAAGAUCAAUGGCUACGUGGUGGACUACCAAGCGGAGGGCGCACCAGAGGACAAGUGGACGCCGUACUCUGUGGUCAAAGACAUGACCAUCGUGGUGGUCGGUCUCAAGGAAGGAACCAAGUACAAGUUCAGAGUGGCAGCCAGGAACUCUGUGGGCGUCAGCCUGGCCCGGGAGGCAGAGGGGGUGUUCGAGGUCAAGGAGCAGCUCAUGGCUCCGAAGGUCAUCCUGCCCGACGUGGUGACGGUCCGAGCCGGAUCCAAGAUGGUGAUCGAGGCCCUUGUGGCGGGUAAACCCGCCCCCUUCUGCAAGUGGAAGCAGGGCAGUGAGGACGUGCUGACCUCGGACCGCCUGUCGGUCGUGAAGACACUCAAUACCUGCACGCUCAUCAUUAAGAACGUGACGCGCAAGGACAGCGGCUACUACAGCCUGUCGGCCGAGAACAGCACCGGCAAGAUCAACCAGAUCCUCCGAGUCACCGUCAUGGACAUCCCUGGCCCCCCCGAGGGUCCCAUAGAGAUCACAGAGCUGGACGUCGACGCCUGCACGCUGCUCUGGAACUCCCCUCAGGAGGACGGCGGCAGCAACAUCACCAACUAUAUUGUGGAAAAGUGUGACGUUAGCCAGGGCGACUGGGUCCCCGUGACCACAUCCUGCACCAAAACCAGCUUCAGAGUUCCCAAACUCACAACUGGCAAAGAGUACGGCUUCCGAGUCCGUGCUGAGAACCGGUUGGGCAUCUCGGCGCCACUCUAUUCUGAGAAAAUGAUUGCCAGACAUCCAUUUGAUCCCCCCAGCGAGCCCAGAAACCUGCAGAUCCACAAGGUCUUCAAGGACUUUGUCAUCGUCUCAUGGGAGGUUCCCACCAGCGACGGCGGCAGCCCCAUCACCGGGUACUGCAUUGAAAAGAAGGAGAGGAACAGCCUUCUGUGGAUGAGGGCCAACGAGUCCGUGGUCCGGGCCACCCAGUACACCUGCACCGGGCUCAUAGAGGGCGUGGAGUACACCUUCAGGGUGUCGGCCAUCAACCUGGCAGGACAGGGAAAACCCUGCAAGCAGACCGACUUCGUCACCGCCAGGACCGCUGUCGACCCCCCCGGUAAACCCGAGGUGAUGGACGUGACCAAGCACUCCGUCUCAUUGGUCUGGAGCCGUCCCAAGCACGACGGUGGCAGCAAGCUGAUUGGCUACUACAUGGACGUCCCCGGUCCGUGCGAGCCGCCCGUCAUCACCAACAUCACCAAGGACUCCAUGACGGUGAGCUGGAAGGCGCCAGCCAACGACGGCAAGGCCACCAUCCUGGGCUACAUGGUGGAGAAACGCGAGGCCACGGAGCUGGCCUGGGCCAAGGUCAACCGCCGACCCGUCAUCGACCGCACCAUCAAGGCCGUCCAGCUCACCGAGGGCUCCGAGUACGAGUUCCGGGUCAUCGCCAUGAACAAGGCCGGCCUGGGGAAGCCCAGCGACGCGUCCCUGGCCGGGCUGGCCGUCGACCCCGUCUAUCCCCCCGGCCCUCCUGCCUUCCCCAAGGUGGUGGACUCCACCCGGACCUCCGUCAGCCUCAGCUGGACCAAACCGGCGUACGACGGCGGCUGCGAGAUCUUCGGCUACCUGGUGGAGUGUAAGCGGGCGGACGCCGAGCACUGGACCAAGUGCAACAUCCCCAAGAAGCUGCAGGCCACCCGGUUCCUGGUGACGGGCCUGAUGGACGACGUGGAGUACCAGUUCCGCGUCCUCGCUGUCAACAAGAUCGGCUUUAGCGAGCCCAGCGAGGUCCCUGGGAACCACAUGCCCAAAGACAUCCUGAUUGCUCCUGAAGCCGAGCUGGACGCCGACCUCAGAAAGGUUUUGGUUCUCCGAGCUGGCGUCACCAUGAGGCUCUACGUCCCCCUGAGGGGACGCCCGGCGCCGAAGGUGACGUGGUCCAAGGUGGACGCCAACCUGAAGGACAGGCAGGUGCUGAUCAAGACGUCGGACUGGGACACCCUGCUGAUGAUCGAGGACAUCAACAGAUACGACGCCGGCAAAUACGCCCUGCUGCUGGAGAACAGCAGCGGCUCCAAGACCUACACCAUCGUGGUCAAAGUGCUCGAUUCCCCCGGGCCGCCCCUGAACCUGACUGUGAAGGAGACUUCCCUGAGCCACGCCACCAUCACCUGGGACUCUCCGCAGAUUGACGGCGGCAGCCCCGUCAAGAGCUACAUCGUGGAGAAGCGCCUGGCCGAGAGGAAGGCCUGGACCUGCGUGGAGGCCAACUGUCACAAGAUCUCGUACCGGAUCCCCAACCUGGAGGCGGGGCAGGCCUACUGCUUCCGAGUGCUGGCUGAGAACGCCUACGGCAUCGGAGAGGGCUGUGAGACGGCCGGCAGCGUCCGAGCCUCAGAGCAACCGGGGCCCGUAACGGACUUUAAAGCCCUGAAGACCACCAAGGACUCCAUCGUCCUGGGCUGGAAGAAGCCCCUGAGCGACGGCGGGAGCUACAUCAGCGCCUACAUCCUGGAGCAGAGCGAAGGCGAGGGCAAAUGGAAGCAGAUCAUGAAGGGGAAGAACAACACGCACACCCUGGACGAGCUGACAGAGGGCACGGAGUACGGGUUCAGGGUCAAGGCUCUCAACCAGUCCGGAGAGGGGCCCCCCACCGAGCUCGCCGUCAUUGCCAAGAACCAGUUCGUGGCGCCGGAUUGCAACCUGAGCGCCCUGCAUGACGGCUGCUGCACGGUGAAGGAGGGCAGCACCACGCGCAUCAACAUCCCCAUCACGGGCGUGCCCCUGCCAACCGCCACCUGGAAGAAGGGCGACACAGGGAUCGGCGACACGGGCCGGAUGUGCGUGGAGGCGUCCCAUGGCGUCACCACCCUCCUGAUCCGGGACUGCCAGAGGACGGACGCCACCACCUACACCAUCAACGUGAGGAACAACGGCGGUGCCAAGGACUGCAAGUUCAAGCUGGUGGUGGUGGGCAAGCCAGGCGUCUGCACAGGGCCCAUCAAGUUCGACGAGAUCACCGCCGAUGGCAUCACGCUGGAGUGGGGGCCGCCCAAAGACAACGGCGGCGCUGAGGUGUCAAACUACAUCGUGGAAAAGAGGAGGACAACGGACAGCAAGUGGGCCACGGUUGCGUCCGCCAUCCAGAAGACCAGCAUGAGGGUGAUCCGGCUGCACGAUGGAAUUGAGUACAUCUUCAGGGUGUUCGCUGAAAACAAAUACGGCAUUGGGGAGUACCUGAGGUCGGACCCCGUCAUCGCCCAGCACCCGUUCAAUGUUCCCGAGGCGCCCGCUCCUCCACAAAUUGUGAGCAUGCGCCACGAGUCGGCCGUGUUGACGUGGGCAGAUCCGAAGGACACGGGGGGCUCCGCAAUCACUGGGUACCACGUGGAGUUUAAGGAGACCAACAGUCUGAUGUGGAAGCGGGCCAGUAAGACUCCUCUGAGAGUGAAGGAGUGCCGGGUCACCGGCCUGAUCGAGGGACUGGAGUACGAGUUCAGGGUGAUGGCCAUGAACGCAGCCGGCCUGGGACGGCCCAGCAAGGUCACCGAGGCGAUGGUUGCCCUGGAUCCGAUUGAUCCCCCCGGUAAGCCUGAGGUGAUCAACGUCACCAGGACCUCGGUCACUCUGAUCUGGACCCCUCCAAAAUAUGACGGGGGCCACAAGCUGACUGGCUACAUGGUGGAGAAGCUGGAGGUUGACGGCAAGGCGUGGAUGAAGGCCAACCACGUCAACAUCCAGGGCUGUGCCUUCACCGUCACGGACCUGACGGAGGGAUCUCAGUACCAGUUCAAGAUCAGGGCCAAGAACUCUGCCGGGGCCAUCAGCGUUCCUUCAGAGCAGACUGAUCUGCUGACCUGCAAGGAUGAGUACGAGCCCCCGACCAUCACUAUUCACCCAGACAUGAAGGACGGUGUAUCGGUCAAGGCCGGUGACACCAUUGUGAUCUCAGCCUCCAAGAUUGUUGGCAAACCUCCACCCACUGCCAUCUGGUCCAAGGGAGGCCGAGAGUUAAAGAGCUCUGACACCGUCACCAUCACCAGCACCCCCAUCUCCUCCACUCUGGCUAUCAAGUACGCAAGCCGGAAGAACACAGGAGACUACGUCAUCACCGCCAGCAACCCCUUCGGCAUUAAAGAAGAGCGUGUAAAGGUGAAGGUCCUUGAUGUGCCGGGACCUCCGGGCCCCAUCGAAGCCAGCGUCAUUACAGCGGAGAAGUGUACUCUGACCUGGCUUCCACCAGAGGAGGACGGAGGCUUCUCCAUCAAGUCCUACAUUGUUGAGAAGAGAGAGACCAGCCGCCUGCAGUGGACCAAGCUGGCGGAAGACGUCAUGGACUGCAGACAUGUCGCCGCCAAACUGAUCAAGGGCAACGAGUACAUCUUCAGAGUGUGCGCUGUGAACCAGUGUGGCACCGGAGACUCCAGCCAGUCCGGUCCAGUAAAAAUGGUUGACAGUUACCGCCCACCAGGUCCCCCCUCAACCCCAGAGGUUGACAACAUCAGCAGAAACGCUGUCACCAUUUCAUGGAAGAGACCAGUACAGGACGGAGGAAGUGACAUUAGAGGAUACUGUGUAGAGAGGAAAGAAAGGAGAGGAAUGAGAUGGGUGAGAGCCUGCAAGAGGACAGUCCCUGACCUGCGCUUUAAGGUGCAGGGCCUAAAUGAGGGAACAGAGUAUGAGUUUAGAGUCACUGCUGAGAACAAGGCUGGAUUUGGGACGCCAAGUGAGCCAUCUCAACCUGUGAUCACCAAGGACAUUGUCUAUCCACCUGGUCCUCCAUCUAACGUCAAAAUUACAGAAACCACAAAAACCACAGCUUCUAUGGUCUGGGGCCGACCCCACUAUGAUGGUGGUCUGGAAGUAGAUGGAUAUAUUGUUGAGUACAAAAAGGAAGGGCUUGAUGACUGGGAGGUGGAGACACAGUAUCCAUUGAAAGCUACUGAAUACGUUAUUGGUAAACUUCAAAAAGGGGGCAAAUACCACUUCAGAGUCAGCGCUGUUAAUUCUGAGGGAGUCGGCGAGCCUGCAGAGGUUGAGAAAGUGACUGAACUGGUGGACCAGGAGACGCUACCAGACUUUGAGCUGGAUGCUGAACUCAGGAGAACCCUGGUGGUCAGGUGCCGUGCUUCAAUCCGUUUGUUUGUGCCAAUUAGGGGACGUCCUGUUCCAGAUGUAACCUGGACCAAAGAUGAUAUCAACUUGAAAACACGUGCACACAUUGACACCACAGAGUCCUACACUCUACUAGUUAUUCCUGACUGCACCAGAUAUGAUGCCGGAAAGUACAACCUGUGUCUUGAGAAUGUUGCUGGAAAAAAGACCGGAUUUGUUAAUGUCAGGGUUUUGGACACACCAGGACCACCAGUAAAUGUCCAGCCUAGGGAGAUCACUAAGAACAGCAUCACCCUCCAGUGGGAAAUCCCCAUAAUCGAUGGCGGUUCAAAGAUUCACAGAUAUGUAAUUGAAAAGAGGGAGGCCACCAAGAAGGCCUACACAGUGCUUUCCACUACAUGGCAGAAGUGUUCCUACAAGUUUACAGACCUUGAAGAGGGAGCCUACUACUACUUCCGUAUCUCUGCUGAGAAUGACCUGGGUGUAGGUGAGCCUGCUGAGUCUCCUGAGCCAAUCAGGGUGUCUCAGGCCCCCAUUGCGCCAGAGAACUUGUAUGUUACAGAUGUUACAGCUGAUAGUGCCAGCCUGGCAUGGGCUAAGCCUCUGCAUGAUGGUGGCAGUUUGAUCACCGGAUAUGUCAUUGAGGCCCAGAAGAAGGACACUGAGCAGUGGGUCCAUAUGGGCACCAUCAAGGCUCUGGACUACACUGUCACCGAUUUGAUUGAAGGUGCAGAAUAUACCUUCCGCAUAAUGGCUGUCAAUGCAUCAGGCAGGAGCGACCCUCGUGAGAGCAGGCCAGCUAUUAUCAAAGAGCAUACUUCCGCUCCUUCCUUUGACCUGCGUGGAGUGUACCAGAAUACGGUCAUUGCCAAGGCAGGGGACCGUGUCAAGGUGGAGAUUCCAGUGCUCGGCAAACCUAGACCUGACGUUUCCUGGAAGAAGGGAGACAUAAGGAUCAAGGAGACACAACGAAUCAACAUUGAAACCACACCAACAUCUACUAUCCUCAACAUUGGUGAGAUCAAGAGGACUGAUGAAGGCCAGUAUUCAAUGACUGGUAAGAACAUGCUGGGUACAGUGACUGAGACAAUCACGGUCCUGGUCCACGACAUUCCAGGUCCUCCCACUGGUCCCAUCAAGCUGGAAGAGGUCUCAUGUGAUUAUGUUCUAAUGUCCUGGGAAGCACCAGAGAGUGAUGGAGGUGUACCUAUCAACAACUAUAUUGUUGAGAUGCGGGAGACUACUGGUACUUCCUGGAUGGAGUUGGCAGCUACAGUGAUCCGCACCACAUUCAAGGCCGCCCGACUCAACACUGGAACCCAAUAUCAAUUCCGUGUAAAGGCCCAGAACAGAUAUGGCAUCGGACCAUGCAUUAUCUCUGAACCAGUGUUGGCUGCCUAUCCAUUUGAUGUGCCAGGCCAGCCAGGCAUUCCUGUGGUCACAUCUUUCAACAAGGAUGCAAUGACUCUGAGCUGGAACGAGCCUUCCUCUGACGGAGGCAGUGCCAUCCUUGGCUAUCAUGUGGACAGAAAAGAGAAAAACAGCAUUCUGUGGCAGAGGGUCAGCAAGGCUCUUGUUGUCGGAAAUAUCUUCAAAUCAACAGGCCUUGUUGAUGGAAUUGCAUAUGAGCACCGUGUUAUUGCUGAAAACAUGGCUGGUCUCAGCAAACCCAGCAAACCCUCUGAUACUAUGUAUGCUUUGGACCCUGUCGACCCACCAGGUAGGCCUGUGGCACUGAAUGUCACCAGACAUGAGGUGACAGUGUCAUGGACCAAACCAGAGGGAGAUGGCGGAUUUUCCAUCACUGGCUACACAGUAGAGAGGAGAGAGAUGCCCAAUGGACGCUGGCUCAAAGCCAACUUCAACAACAUCCUAGAAACCAUCUACACAGUCAGUGGUCUGAUCGAAGACGCAACUUAUGAAUUCCGAGUGUUGGCUAGAAACUCAGCCGGUGCUGUUAGUGCUCCAUCCCCAACAUCAGAGGCAAUCACAUGCAGAGAUGACAUUGAAGAGCCCAAGCUUGAUGUUGAUGCAUCCUAUAGCAGCAAUGUUGUUGUCAUGGCAGGAGACGUGUUCAAGCUGGAGGCCAGUGUGACUGGCAGGCCUCUACCGUCUUUGGUAUGGACCAAGGAAGGAAAGGAGCUUGUUGAUACAGCCAAGAUAGAGAUAAAGACAACUGAUUUCCACACAACUUUAAUUAACAAAGAUUCCCUGAGGAGGGACGGAGGUGUUUUCAUUCUGACCGCCAGCAAUCCUGGUGGAUUUGCCAAGUUUACCUAUAAUGUCAAGGUGCUCGACAGACCUGGACCACCAGACUCCCUCACUGUUACUGACGUCACUGCUGAGAAAUGUGUUCUUAACUGGCAGCACCCAACACAUGAUGGUGGUGCCAAGAUUGAGUACUUUAUCAUUCAGAGGCGAGAGACCAGUCGGUUGGCAUGGACAAAUGUGGCUACAGAUCUUCAAGCAAACAGGCUCAAGGUUACCAAGCUUCUAAAGGGCAAUGAAUACAUCUUUAGAGUAAUGGCUGUAAACAAGUAUGGCGUGGGUGAGCCCCUGGAGUCUGAAGCGGUCAUCUGUGCCAACCCCUAUGUCGCCAGUGACCCACCAACACAGCCUGAAGUCACCAGCAUUACCAAGGACUCCAUGGUCGUCUGCUGGGAGCGCCCUGAACAUGAUGGAGGCAGCAGAAUAAACACAUACAUAAUUGAGAGAAGGGAUAAGACUGGUCUGCGCUGGGUAAAAUGUAACAAGAGGACUGUAACUGACCUUCGUUUCAAGGCCUCUGGCCUCACACCAGAUCAUGAGUAUGAAUUCAGAGUUUUCGCUGAAAAUAAUGCUGGUCUAAGUCAGCCUAGUCCUUCCAGUCCAUUCUACAAAGCCGUAGACACCAUCUUCCAGCCUGGACCUCCAGGGAACCCCAGAGUGCUGGACACAACCAAGUCUUCCAUCACCCUUGCCUGGAACAAGCCUGUCUACGAUGGUGGUUCUGAGAUCACUGGUUACAUUGUAGAGACCUGCCUGCCUGAGGAGGAUGAGUGGACAAUACACACUCCCAAGAAGGGAUGGACAGCCACUUCCUUCACUAUUACCAACUUGAAGGAAAACCAAGAUUACAAAAUCAACAUCUGUGCCACUAAUUGUGAGGGAGUGGGAGAGCCCGCUGCUGUUCCUGGAACCCCCAAGGCUGAAGACAGAUUACUUCCUCCAGAAAUUGAACUUGGAGCAGAGCUGCGUAAAGUAGUCAUUCUCAGAGCCUGUAGCACACUCAGACUCUUUGUUCCUAUUAAGGGCAGACCUGUACCUGAAGUUAAAUGGUCAAGAGAACAUGGAGAAUCCCUAGACCGAGCUCUCAUUGAAAUCACCCCAUCAUUCACCACUCUUCAGGUAGACAAUGUUGACAGGUUUGAUGCAGGUAAAUACAUAGUGACUGUAGAGAAUGCCUCAGGAAGCAAAACAGCCUAUGUUAAUGUCAGGGUGCUAGAUAGUCCUGGGGCACCUCAGAAUCUGAUUAUCAAGGAGGUCACUAGAGAUUCAGUUUCACUCGUUUGGGACGCACCUCUCAUUGAUGGUGGCUCCAGAGUCCGCAACUACAUUGUGGAGAAGCGUGAGUCACACAGAAAGGCCUACACAACUGUCUGUGCCAGCUGCCAUAAGUCUAGUUGGAAAAUUGGAGACCUGGAGGAAGGAAAAAUGUACUCAUUUAGAAUCCUGGCUGAAAAUGAAUAUGGCAUUGGCCUCCCAGUAGAGACUGUUGAACCAAUUAAAGUGUCAGAGAAGCCUCUACCACCAGGCAAAGUGACCCUUCAUGAAGUUACCAGCUCCAGUGUCACACUAACUUGGGAAAAGCCUGACCAUGAUGGUGGGAGCCGAAUUACAGGCUAUAAUGUGGAGAUGCAGGGUAAAGGCAGUGAUAAGUGGAUCCAGGUCAUGGUUGUAAAGACCAAUGAGGCUGUUGUAACAGGCCUUACACAGGGAGAGGAGUACAUUUUCCGUAUCUCAGCCACCAAUGAAAAGGGAGUUAGUGACCCACGUCUUCUUAGUGUUCCUGUUGUAGCUAAAGACCUAGUCAUCUCCCCAACCUUUAAACUGCUUUUUAGUACAUACAGUGUGCUAGCAGGUGAUGAUCUGAAGAUAGAUGUACCAUAUUCCGCCUGUCCCAAAGCUACAGCAACUUGGCUCAAAGAUGGCAUUGCUCUCAAGGAGACAACAAGAGUUAAUGCUGAUGCCACAGACAAAAACCUUCUCCUGGUUAUUAAGGAUGCUUGCAGAGAUGAUGUGGGCACAUACACUAUCAAACUGAUCAACGCAGUUGGAGAGGCAUCUACAGACAUCAGCGUUGUUGUUCUAGAUAAGCCCGGUCCUCCAACUGGACCAAUAAAGAUGGAUGAGGUUACUGCUGACAGCGUGGUCCUGUCCUGGAAUCCACCAGAGUAUGACGGUGGUUGCACCAUUAACAAUUACAUUGUUGAGAAGAGAGACACAUCUACCACUAACUGGCAGAUUGUGUCAGCUACCGUGGCCAGAACCACUAUCAAGGCAGCCCGUCUGAGGACUGGAACUGAGUAUCAGUUCAGGAUUGCUGCAGAGAAUAGAUAUGGCAAAUCUUCAGUCCUGCUCUCUGAAACCAUUGUUGCUCAGUAUCCAUUUGAGGUUCCCCACCCACCACGUUCUGUUGUAGUCCAGUCAGCCACCAAGGAGAGCAUGGUGGUUGUUUGGGAGAAACCCAGCAGUGACGGUGGAAGCAAAAUUAUGGGCUACCACUUGGAGCUAAAAGAGAGAAACAGUAUACUGUGGGUGAAACAGAACAAACAAAUAAUCCCAGAGACCAGAUUUAAGGUUGUUGGCCUUGAGGAGGGUAUUGAGUAUGAGUUCAGAGUUUAUGCUGAGAACAUUGUUGGCCUGAGCAAAGCCAGCAAACUGACUGAAAUGCAAGUGGCCAGAGAUCCUUGUGACAGACCAGGAAAACCAGAGGCUGUUAUAGUGACAAGAAACCAAGUGACACUCAGAUGGACCAAACCAGAGUAUGAUGCCGGCAUUAAGAUCACAGGCUAUGUGGUUGAGAAGAAAGAGGGAGCUGGCCGCUGGAUGAAGGCCAGUUUUGCCAACGUCAUUGAGACCGUAUUUGUUGUCACAGGACUUACUGAAGAUCAAAUUUAUGAGUUUCGUGUUAUUGCCAGGAAUGCAGCCGGUGUCUUCAGCCAGCCUUCUGAUUCUACUGGAGCCAUCACUGCCAAGGAUGAGGUGGAUCCACCUAAGAUUGACCUAGAAGCUAAGUACUCCCAGGCUGUGGUGGUAAAUGCUGGAGAGACGUUCAAGCUCGAGGCUACUGUCUCUGGUAAGCCUGUGCCCACAAUACACUGGAUAAAGGAAGGCAAAGAAAUUUCUGAAGCAGCUCGUCUGGAGCUUAAGAACACAGACUUUACAGCUUGUGUAGUUGUUAAAGAAGCUAUCCGUGUUGAUGGAGGUCAGUACACUUUGCUGGUAAAGAAUGUUGGAGGAGAGAAAUCUGUCAACAUUAAUGUCAAGGUCCUGGACAGACCAGGUCCACCCGAUGGUCCUAUCUCUAUCUAUGGGAUCACCAGUGAGAAAUGCUGCAUUGCCUGGAAAUCUCCCUUGCAAGAUGGAGGUAGCGAUGUGUCCCAUUACAUUGUUGAGCGGAGGGAAACCAGCCGACUGGUUUGGACUGUAGUUGAACAAAAGGUUCAGACCCUGAGCCUGAAGAUCACAAAACUACUUCCUGGCAAUGAGUAUAUCUUCAGAGUGAUUCCAGUCAACAAAUAUGGAGUUGGUGAGCCUCUAGAAUCCGAGCCAAUGAUUGCCAGAAAUCAAUUUGUCACUGCGGACGCUCCAACUGAGGUGGAAAUCUCCACAAUCACCAAAGAGUCCAUGGUCGUGACCUGGGAGAGACCAACUAAUGAUGGUGGGAGUCCCAUCCAGGGAUACAUUGUUGAAAAACGUGACAAAGAUGGUGUGAGAUGGACUAGGUGCAACAAGCGCACAGUGAGUGAGCUGCGUUUCAGAGUGACUGGGCUCCUAGAAAACCACAGCUAUGAAUUCAGAGUCUCUGCUGAAAAUGCUGCUGGUGUUGGCAAACCUAGUGCACCAACAGUGUACUACAAAGCAUUGGAUCCUAUCUUCAAAGCAGGCCCCCCAAACAACCCCAAAGUGGUGGACACAUCUAGGUCCACUGUUUCCCUGACAUGGGGCAAACCCAUCUAUGAUGGUGGCUGUGAGAUUCAGGCUUACAUUGUUGAGGCCUGUGAUGUAGCAUCUGAUGAGUGGUUUAUAUGUACUCCCCCAACUGGAAUCACAGACACUAAGUUUACAGUGACAAAGCUUCUGGAGAAGCACGAAUACCAAUUUAGAGUGUUUGCCAUCAACAAAGUUGGUGUUGGUGAGCAUGCUGAUAUCACAGGGAAGAUUCUUCUGGAGGAGAAACUUGAGGCUCCAGAUCUUGACCUUGAUGCGGAUAUGAGAAAGAUGAUCAACAUUAGAGCAGCAAGCACUCUCAGGCUGUUUGUUCCUGUGAGAGGUCGUCCAGCUCCUGAGGUGAAAUGGGGCAAGGCUGAGGGUGAGAUUAAGGAGACUGCCCAGAUUGAUAAUACAGGCACCUAUGCUUCACUUGUCAUUGAAAAUGUUGACAGAUUUGACACAGGAAAGUACACCCUGACUGCAGAAAAUGCCAGCGGAGUAAAGUCUGUCUUCAUAAGUGUCAGAGUCCUGGACUCACCUAGUCCACCAGCUAACUUCAUUGUGAAGGAGAUUACCAAAAACUCUGUCACUCUCACAUGGGAGCCUCCACUUCUUGAUGGCGGCUCAAAGAUAAAGCAUUACAUCGUUGAGAAGCGUGAGAGCACUAGAAAGGUUUAUUCUCCCAUUACUACCUGCAACAAGAUGUCAUGGAAAGUUGAGCCUCUCCCAGAGGGUGGAAUCUUCUUCUUCAGAGUCCUGGCUGAGAAUGAAUAUGGCGUGGGUCUCCAAGCCAAAACCUUAGAACCAAUAAAGAUAUCUGAGAAGCCUCAGCCACCUGGCAAAGUUAGUGUUGUUGACGUCACUUCUAGCACUGUAACUCUCACCUGGGAGAAGCCUGAGCAUGACGGCGGCAGUAGGAUUAGUUACUAUGAAGUCGAACUUGCACCUAAGGACAGUGAAGCUUGGUCUCUGUGUGCCAGUGGGAAGGCACUGGAGACUGUAGUGACAAACCUACUCAAGGGAGACGAGUACCAGUUCAGAGUUGUUGCUGUAAAUGACAAGGGUAAAAGUGACCCCAGACAAUUGGCUCACACUGUUGUAACUAAGGACCUUGUGAUUGAGCCUGCUGUUAGACCCAAAGUGAGCACAUACCAUGUCCAGGUAGGAUAUGACCUAAAGAUAGAGGUCCCAAUUGCUGGUCAUCCAAAGCCAACCAUCACUUGGACCAAGGACGGAGCCGCCCUGAAGCAGACAACCAGAGUCAAUGUCACAGAUUCACCACGUCUUACCACUCUCACCAUAAAGGAUGCUACCAAAGAUGAUGGAGGCAUGUACAGCAUCAAUAUUGCCAAUACCCUGGGUUCCAAAGAUGCAACUAUUGAGGUUAUUACCCUGGACAAACCAGGCCCACCAACAGGCCCUGUUAAAUUUGAGGAUGUCAGUGCUGAGAGUAUGACUCUUAACUGGGAGCCUCCUACAUAUACAGGUGGCUGCCCAAUCUCCAACUAUGUGGUUGAGAAGAGAGACACAACCACAACCAACUGGGUGGUCGUAUCUGCCACUGUGGCCAGAACAACGCUAAAGGUGGCCAAUCUGAAGACAGGCAGUGAAUACCAGUUCAGAAUCUAUGCUGAGAACAGAUAUGGAAAGAGUUAUGCAAUUGAUUCAGAGCCUGUUGUGGCACAGUAUCCGUUCCAGGAGCCUGGCCCACCAGGAACACCAUUUGUGUCUCUGUACUCUAAAGACUAUAUGGUGGUAGAGUGGCACAAGCCCCCAUCUGAUGGAGGCAGUGCCAUCUUGGGCUACCAUCUGGAGAGAAAGGAGAAGAACAGUAUCCUCUGGACCAAGAUCAACAAAAUGCUCAUCCAAGACUGCAGGUUCAAAUCUACUCCUCUUGAGGAAGGCAUUGAAUAUGAGUACAGAGUCUAUGCUGAAAAUAUAGUUGGCAUUGGAAAAUGCAGCAAAGUUUCUGAGGGGUAUGUAGCCCGUGACCCAUGUUACCCCCCUGGCCGUGCUGAGGCUUUAAUUGUAACUAGGCAUUCAGUGAAGCUGAAGUGGACCCCUCCAGAGUAUGAUGGUGGAAGCUUAAUUACUGGAUAUGUAGUGGAGAAACGUGACCUUCCUGAAGGAAAGUGGAUGAAAGCCAGCUUUGCAAAUGUUAUUGAACAUGAAUUCACAGUUACAGGCCUAGUGGAAGACAGUAAAUAUGAUUUCAGAGUAAUUGCAAGAAAUGGAGCUGGUGCUGUCAGCAAGCCCUCUGAAGGCACAGGAUCCAUCACAGCCAAGGAUGAAAUUGAACCACCUAAGUGUGAGACAGAUCCUAUGUACAACCAGACCAUUGUUAUCAAUGCCGGAGAAACUUUCAGUCUGGAGGCCAGCGUGGAAGGAAAGCCCAUCCCCACAGCUCAGUGGUUCAAGGGAAAUGUUGAAGUUGAAAACUCUGCAAGAGCUGAGCUGAAAAACACUGAUUUCAAGGCUUUGCUCCUUGUGAAGGAUGCCAUCAGAGUGGACGGUGGACAGUACACACUGGUUCUGACUAAUGUAGCUGGAAGUAAGACUGUUCCAUUCAGUGUGAAAGUCCUGGACAGACCAGGCCCUUCAGAGGGACCUCUUACUGUCAGCAAUGUCACUGAAGAGAAGUGCUCACUGUCAUGGCUGCCCCCCAGGCACGAUGGAGGAGCUAGCAUUUCUCACUAUGUCAUUCAGAAGAGAGAAACCAGCCGCCUGGCAUGGACAGUUGUGUCAAGUGACUGUGGAGCUACCAUGUUCAAGGUUACCAAGCUGUUGAAGGGCAAUGAGUACAUCUUCAGAAUCAUGGCUGUCAACAAAUAUGGCGUGGGCGAGCCUCUUGAAUCAGCUCCAGUUAUCAUGAGAAAUCCUUAUGUUCCCCCUAGCUCACCUCAGGAGCUUGAGAUCACUAACAUUACCAGGGACUCCAUGACUGUCUGCUGGAACCGCCCUGAAUCCAAUGGAGGCAGUGAGAUUGUUGGUUACAUUGUUGAGAAGAGAGACAGAGCUGGAGUGAGGUGGACCAAGUGCAACAAACGUAGAGUGACAGACUUGCGUUUCAGAGUAACAGGUCUGACUGAGGACCAUGAAUAUGAAUUCAGGCUAUCUGCUGAGAAUGCAGCUGGAGUGGGUCUGCCAAGCCCACCUACACCGUACCUCAAAGCCUGUGAUCCCUCCUUUGAGCCGGGCUGUCCCACCAAUGCCCAUGUGGUCGACACUACUAAAGACACCGUCAGUGUGGCCUGGCACCGGCCUAUCUAUGAUGGUGGUUGUGAGAUUCAAGGAUACGCUGUGGAAAUUACUAAGGCUGAUGAAGAGGAGUGGAGCAUGUGCACCCCACCCUCCGGAGUUAAUGCUACCAAGUUUACCAUCACCAAGUUGAUAGAGCACCAGGAAUACAAGGUGCGCAUAUGUGCCAUCAAUAAGCUGGGUGUUGGCGAGGCUACCGAGGUUGAGGGAGUCGUGAAACCUCUCGAUAAGAUUGAACCUCCAGAAGUGAUUCUGAAUUCAGAGCUCAGAAAGGGAAUAGUUGUCCGUGCAGGAGGCUCUAUGAGAAUCUCCGUUCCAUUCAAGGGCCGUCCUACGCCUGAGAUCAGCUGGGCCAAGGAGGAUGGACCACUGCCCAGUAAAGUUCAGAUCGACACUGGUGAAGAUUACACACAGCUCUCCAUUGACAUCUGUGACAAAUAUGAUGCUGGAAAAUACAUUCUCAACUUGGAAAAUAGCGCUGGCAGCAAAUCAGCCUUUGUCUCUGUUAGAGUUCUGGACACUCCAGGGGCGCCUCUGAAUCUAACCGUAAAAGACAUUAAGAGGGAAAGUGUCACUCUGACAUGGGAGCCUCCUCUCAUUGAUGGUGGUGCAAGGAUCAAAAAUUAUCUUGUUGAAAAGCGUGAGUCUACCAGGAUAGUUUACUCUAACGUGGACAACAAGUGCACAAAGACAAGCUACCGUAUCACUGGCCUCACUGAGGGAAUCAUCUACUAUUUCAGAGUCUUGGCUGAGAAUGAGUUUGGCGUGGGACAAGGAGCUGAGACCGAAGACCCAGUUAAGACCUCUGAACCUCCUCUGUCAGUGGGUAAGGUCACUUUGACUGAAGUGACCAAAACCUCUGCUUCCUUCUCCUGGGAGAAGCCAGACCAUGAUGGAGGCAGCAGAAUAGUGGGCUAUUACAUUGAGAUGCAGCCUGUGGGUUCAGAAGAAUGGGUGGUAGCUGCUACAACCAAAACUUGUGAGGGCACUGUCACAGGCCUAAGUGCAGGCCAUGAGUACCUGUUUAGAGUGUCAGCUUUCAAUGAGAAGGGCAAGAGUGACCCAAGGCCUCUGGCUGCACCAGUCACUGCUAAAGAUUUAACAAUUAAGCCCAGAUUCAAGAUGACGUUCAACACAUACAGUUUACAGGCAGGUGAGGAUCUGAAGAUGGAGAUUUCAGUAAUUGGACGUCCUGUUCCCACGGUUGAAUGGAAGAAAGAUGGCCAUGCUCUUAAGGAGACAACCAGACUGAAUGUAUUAAGCACAGCAUCAUCUACUAAGCUGUGCAUCAAGGAUGCAAAUAAGGAAGACUCUGGUAAAUACACCCUAACAGCCACCAGCAGUAUUGGAACAGCUACAGAGGAGAUUACUGUCAUUAUUCUUGAAAAGCCUGGUCCACCCACAGGCCCUGUGAAGAUUGAGGAAGUUAGCUCUAAUCAUGUUACUCUCUCCUGGGAGCCACCACAGUACACCGGAGGUUGUCAGAUCAACAACUAUAUUGUGGAGAAGAGAGACACCACCACAACAGCAUGGCAGAUUGUGUCUGCUACUAUUGCCAGGACAACCAUCAAAGUCAGCAACUUGAAGACUGGAACUGAGUAUCAAUUCAGAGUGUCUGCUGAGAACAGAUAUGGAAAGAGUUCUGCCAUUGUCUCUCCCACUGCUAUUGCUCAGUAUCCAUUCACUGUGCCUGCUGCCCCAGAAACACCAUUUAUUUCUGCUGCAACCAAGGAUAAUAUGGUUGUUGAGUGGAAACCUCCAACCAACAAUGGUGGGAGCCCCGUCCUAGGCUAUCACCUUGAGAGAAAGGAGAAGAACAGCCUCCUGUGGACUCAACUCAACAAACUUCUAAUCCCAGACACACGUUUCAAGACUACAGAGCUGGAAGAAGGUAUUGAGUAUGAGUUCAAAGUUUAUGCUGAGAACAUUGCUGGACUUAGCCCAGCAAGCAAGGUCUCUGAAAGCACUGUAGCCAGGGACCCCUGUGACCCACCAGGCACUCCAGAAGCCAUUCAAAUUACCAGAAAUCAAGUUACACUUCAGUGGACCAGGCCUCAGUAUGAUGGAGGCAGUGCAAUUACUGGCUAUCUGAUCGAAAGGAGGAAGCACCCAGAUAACCGCUGGAUGAAAGCCACCUUCACCAACAUCAUUGAUACCCAGUUCACACUCACUGGCCUUACUGAGGACUGUGUUUACGAGUUCAGAGUUGUUGCCAGGAACGCUGCAGGCAUUUCCAGCCGUCCUUCUCAGAGCACAGGAGAAAUUACUGCUAAAGAUGAAAUUGAGGCUCCAGAGGUCACCAUGGAUUCUAAAUUCAAAGAUUUAACUGUUGUUAGUGCUGGUGAUACAUUUGUCAUUGAUGCUGACUUCACUGGCAAGCCACUGCCUGAAAUCUCUUGGAUAAAGGAUGGAAAGGAGAUUGACAAAACCACACCAAGAAUGGAGGUCAAGACCACACUCACACGUACUAUCCUGACAGUCAAGGAAUGCAUCAGAGUGGAUGGUGGCCACUUUGUUCUCAAACUUGUCAAUGUAGGAGGAGUCAAGAUGAUCCCAGUUAAUGUUAAAGUUCUGGAUAGACCUGGUCCACCGGAUGGCCCACUUGAAGUUAAAGGUGUCACAGCUGAAAAAUGUUAUCUGCACUGGAACCAUCCCUCACACGAUGGUGGAGCCAGCAUCUCUCACUACAUCAUUGAGAAGAGAGAGACCAGUCGUUUGUCAUGGACCGUUGUUGAGCCCAAGAUCCAGGCCAUCAGCUACAAAAUCACAAAACUGCUACCUGGCAAUGAAUACAUCUUCCGAGUCACUGCUGUGAAUAAAUAUGGCGUUGGUGAGCCUUUGGAAUCUGAUCCUGUUAUUGCUCGUAACCCCUUCACUACUCCCAGCGCACCCUCUACCCCAGAAACAAGCGCUAUCACCAGGGACUCCAUAGUGCUUACAUGGGAGAGACCAGAGCAUAACGGAGGAGCUGAUAUUGAAGGGUAUGUCCUUGAAAAACGUGAUAAGGAUGGCAUCAGAUGGACUAAAUGCAACAAGAAGAGGCUAAAUGACCUGCGAUUCAGAUGCACUGGCCUCACAGAGGGCCACUCUUAUGAAUUCAGGAUCUCAGCUGAAAAUGCUGCUGGUGUGGGAAAGCCUAGUGCACCAACUGAAUACAUCAAGGCCUGUGAUGCCAUUUACCCACCAGGACCUCCUAAUAACCCUAAAGUCACUGGCAAUUCAAGCACCACAGUCUCUCUGUCCUGGUCCAGGCCUAUCUAUGAUGGUGGCGCACAGAUCAGCGGAUAUGCUAUUGAAAGGAAGGAGGCAACGGAUGAUGAAUGGAUCACUUGCACACCCUCAAGUGGUGUUCAAGCCACCCAAUAUACAGUAAAGCAUCUAAAGGAGAAUGCAGAGUACAACUUCCGCAUCUUUGCUAUUAACUGUGAGGGAGUAGGAGAGCAUGUGGACUUACCUGGUUCUGUGAUUGCCGCGGAGAAGCUGGAGGCUCCUGAAAUUGAACUAGAUGCUGACCUGAGGAAGAUGGUCAAUGUCCGUGCCUCUGCCACCUUACGUCUGUUUGUGACAAUCAGAGGAAAGCCCGAGCCUGAGGUCCGAUGGUCAAAGGCUGAUGGCACUUUGAAUGAGCGUGCCCAAAUUGAAGUCACAAGCUCUUACACAAUGCUGGUGAUUGAGAACGUCGACAGAUUUGACACUGGCAAAUAUGUACUGACCCUUGAGAACCUCAGUGGCUCCAAAUCAGCCUUCAUCAAUGUUAGAGUUCUGGAUUCCCCCAGCACUCCUACCAACCUUGUAAUUAAGGAUGUGAAGAGAAGUUCUGUCUCUCUCUCCUGGGAGCCUCCUCUAAUAGACGGCGGGGCUAAGAUAUCACACUAUAUUGUGGAACAGAGAGAGCAAAAGAGAAUGGCUUUCACCAGUGUUUGCACAAACUGUGUGAGGAACUCGUACAUUAUCUCUGACCUGCAGGAAGGAGGCCGGUAUUAUUUCCGUGUGUUGGCUGUGAAUGAGCUGGGAGUAGGUCUGCCGGCAUCCACGGAUCAAGUCAAAGUGGCUGAGGCUCCUUUGCCUCCUGGAAAGGUUCAUCUGGUUGAUGUGACUCGUCACACUGUCACUCUUUCCUGGGAGAAACCGGAUCAUGAUGGAGGCAGCAAGAUAACAAACUUUAUAGUGGAGAUGCAACCCAAGGGAGAUGACAAAUGGACUGUUUGCAGUGAAGUCAAAGCACUGGAAGCUACAAUUGAUGGACUCACAAGUGGAGAAGAAUACUCCUUCAGGGUGUUUGCAGUGAAUGAUAAGGGCAAGAGUGAUGCCAAGCCUCUGGCUACCCCUGUAGUGGUGAAAGACAUCACAGUGGAACCCACCAUCAACCUGUUGUAUGACACAUACAGUGUAAAAGCCGGAGAUGACCUGAAGAUUGAUGUUCCCAUCAAAGGCAGACCUCAGCCUGAAGUAUCCUGGAAGAAGGACGGCCAGGCGCUAAAGCAGACAACCAGGGUCAAUGUUCUUACUUCCAAGACCUCAUCCAAGAUUUUCAUCAAGGAAGCAAUCAAGGAGGAUAAAGGAAAUUAUGAGAUUACUCUGACAAACUCGCUUGCCACCAAGACAGCUGUAGUCCACGUUGUAAUCCUUGACAAACCUGGCCCACCCAGCAACAUUAGGAUGGAUGAGGUGAGCGCUGACUUCAUCACACUGUCCUGGGAUCCUCCAACCUAUACCGGUGGAUGUCAAAUUAAUAACUAUGUGGUGGAGAAAAGAGACACUACCACAACCUCAUGGCAGAUUGUCUCAGCGACAGUAGCCAGGACGUCAAUCAAGGUCACUCGUCUCAAUCAGGGAACAGAGUAUCAGUUCCGUGUUGCAGCUGAGAACCGUUAUGGCAAGAGUUCAGCCAUUGACUCUACUCCUGUUAUUGCCCAGUAUCCCUUCGAGCCUCCUGGCCCACCUACCAACGUCCAUGUUUCCCAUGCUACCAAGUACGGCAUGCUUGUGGUAUGGGGCAGACCUGCCAGUGAUGGUGGCAGCCCUGUAAUUGGUUACCACAUUGAAUGCAAAGACCAAAGCAGCAUCCUGUGGACCAAGGUCAACAGAGGUCUGCUGGCUGAGAACCAGUUUAAGAUGACAGGCAUUGAAGAAGGAUUGAUGUAUCAGUUCAGAGUCUAUGCUGAGAAUAUUGCUGGAAUUGGUCCAUGCACUAAGGCCAGUGACCCUGUGGCAGCCAGGGAUCCAUGUGAAUCUCCACAUAACCUUAGAGUCACCAACAUUACCAGGACUUCAGUUUCCCUUUACUGGGAUAAACCAGAAUAUGAUGGCGGAGUAAAGAUAACUGGCUAUAUUGUUGAGCGUAAAGAACUUCCUGAUGGCCGCUGGCUGAAAUGCAACUUCACCAACCUGCAAGACACUUACUUUGAUGUCACAGGCCUCACAGAAGAUGUUCAAUAUGACUUCCAUGUCAUUGCUAAGAAUUCUGCAGAGCUAUUGAGUGCUCCAUCAAAGAGCACUGGUCCUGUCACAGUCAAGGAUGAUGUAGACCCUCCAUCUAUUAUCAUGGAAGACAAGUUCAGACAGCUGGUUGUUGUUAAGGCUGGAGAAGUCAUUCAAAUUGAUGCUGAAAUCACAGGCCGUCCACUCCCAGUUGUCUCAUGGUCAAAGGAUGGAAAGGAGAUUGAGGCGAAGGCCAGGUAUGAAAUCCACUCCACCAACUUUACAACCACAUUUAUUGUCAGAGAUGCCAUCAGGAGAGACUCUGGCCAAUAUGUCCUGACCCUGCACAAUGUGGCAGGAACUAGAUCUGUGGCUGUCAACUGUAAAGUUCUUGACCGACCUGGACCUUCCUCAGGACCAAUGACAGUAACUGGCCUCACAGCUGAGAAAUGCACCAUAACGUGGGGUCCCCCUCAAGAGAACGGUGGUGCUGAAAUCAUGCACUACAUUGUGGAGAAACGUGAGACCAGUCGCCUCGCCUGGACUCUUGUCUAUGGUGACAUGAAGGCAACCACCUGUAAAGUAACCAAACUGCUCAAAGGAAAUGAAUACAUCUUCAGAGUCAGGGGAGUCAACAAAUAUGGGGAGGGCGAGGCUCUGGAAAGUGAGCCAGUAAAGGCCUUGGAUCCAUUCACUGUGCCUGCCUCGCCCACUAAUGUUCAGGUCACCUCAGUUACAGGUGAGGCAAUGACCAUCUGUUGGGAAAGACCAACGUCUGAUGGUGGCAGCAGUAUCUCUGGCUAUGUCAUUGAAAAGCGAGAGAAGACUGGCCUUCGCUGGUGCCGUGUCAACAAGAAACCUGUUUACGAUCUCAGAGUCAAAGCUUCACACCUUCGUGAAGGCAGUGAGUAUGAAUACAGAGUUUUUGCAGAGAACGCUGCUGGCCUUAGUGCUCCCAGCAUCCCUUGCCCACUCACCAAGGCUGAAGACCCACAGUUCCUGCCUUCACCUCCUGCUAAGCCUAAGCUCAUCGACUCUACAAAGACCACAGUCACCCUGUCAUGGAAUAAGCCAUUAUUUGAUGGCGGAGCACCUGUCACCGGUUACAGAGUGGAAUACAGGAAUACUUUAGAUGAUGAAUGGAUUGUUGGAGUCCAGAAUACCAAGAACACAGAGUUUACAGUGGUUAAAUUGACAGCUGGUGCCGAAUACGUGUUUGUUGUCAAGUCCAUUAACAAGAUUGGAGUCAGUGAGCCCAGUCCUGAGACGGACAAACAAAUCGCCAAAGAAAGAGUAGAAGAGCCGGUCUUUGACAUCAGCAAUGAGAUGAGGAAGACUCUUAUUGUGAAGGAUGGAAGCUCAUUUACCAUGACAGUGCCCUUCAGAGGCAAACCCAUCCCCAGUGUUACGUGGUCUAAGCCUGAUGUUGACCUUAGAGUUCGUGCUGCCAUUGAAACCACAGACACCUUCACGUCUAUCACCGUGGAGAAAGCAACUCGCGACGACUCCGGAAAAUACACCAUCACCUUGUCUAGCGUAGUUGGAACAACCUCCGCGACACUCAAUGUUCGAGUUUUGGAUUCCCCUGGACCUCCUGCCCGUAUAGAGGUCAAGGACGUGACGAGGACCUCUGCUACUGUAACCUGGGACACUCCUGACAAUGAGGGCGGCGGACCAGUCAAGAACUACCUUAUUGAUAUCCGUGAGGCCAGCAAGAAAGGCUGGACCAGGUUGACCGACACAUGCCACAGAAUGACAUACAAGGUAACAGACGUGCAGGAGGGAGAAGUCUACUACUUCAGAGUGACGGGCGAGAAUGAGUACGGUGUUGGGGUUUCUGCUGAGACCACAGUAGGAACCAAGAUCACAGAAAAACCAAGCCCACCACCCAAGCUGGGUGUCACUGAUGUGACCAAGGAGAGCGUCUCGCUGGCCUGGGCUAAACCAGAACAUGACGGAGGCAGCAGAAUUACUGGGUACCUGGUGGAAGCUCUGGAGAACGGCCAGGAGAAGUGGGUUAAAUGUGGUGUAACCAAGUUCGUACACUUGACGGUGUCUGGUCUGAGGGAGAACGCUGAGUACUUCUUCAGAGUCAGAGCAGAGAACCACGCUGGUUUCAGUGAUAUUAAGGAAAUGCUAACCCCAGUAGUGGUCAAAGACCAGUUUGAAUCUCCUGAGAUCGACAUGAAGGACUUCCCCCACAACACCGUGUAUGUAAGAGCCGGCUCUACGCUCAAGUGUGAGAUUCCUCUGACCGGCCGGCCUUUGCCUAAAGUCUCCCUGUCCAAGGAUGACGUGCCUCUAAAGUCAACAAUGAGGUUCAACUCUGAAGUCACCCCUGACAGCAUCAAGAUCAUUUUGCGCGAGAGCAUUGCUGGAGACACAGGACGCUACGACAUCACCGCCUCCAACUCCAAUGGAACCACCAAAUCCUUUUUGAACAUUAUGGUUCUGGACCGCCCCAGUGCCCCAGUUGGACCUGUGGAGCUCUUUGAUGUCACAGAGGACAGUGUGAGCCUGAACUGGCUCCCACCGACAUAUGAUGGUGGCAGCCCCAUCACCAACUACAUCAUCCAGAAGAGAGAGACAACCAAUGCCAACUGGAUGGAUGUUUCAUCGGCUGUGGCCCGGUGCACCAUGAAGAUCAUGAAGCUGACCACAGGCCUUGAGUACCAGUUCAGAAUCAGGGCUGAGAACAGAUAUGGAAUCAGUGAGCACAUUGACUCUCCAACUGUCGCUGUCAAUCUUCCUUACACUAUUCCUGAAGCUCCGUCAACUCCGGAGAUCACCAACGUGACUCGGGAGACCGUCACCGUAGCCUGGAAGGAGCCAAAGUCCGACGGCGGCAGCCACGUGUUUGGCUACCAUCUCCAGAUGAAAGACAGGAACAGCAUCCUUUGGCAGAGAGUCAACAAAACGGUGAUCCGUGCCACACACUUCAAGGUCACCAACAUCAACGCCGGACUCAUUUAUGAGUUCAAGGUGGCAGCAGAGAACGCGGCUGGAAUCAGCGCCUUCAGCAAGAUCUCUGAUGCAGUUCUGGCUAUCGAUGCCUGCGAGCCACCCAUCGACUUGCGUAUAAGUGACAUCACCAAGAACACCAUCAGCCUGGUGUGGCACAGGCCCAACUACGACGGCGGCUCCCCGAUCACGGGGUACAUCAUUGAGAAGAGAGAAGGCAUCAGUGCCAAGUGGUCCAAGGCUAACCUCACCAACGUCACCAACACCCGCUUCGCCGUGACCGGCCUAACACAAGACGAGUCGUACGAGUUCAGAGUUUUGGCGAGGAACGCCGUCGGCUCCGUGAGUAACCCGUCCGUAACCGCGGGACCAGCCACCUGCGUGGACACCUACGGUGCACCAGAGAUUGAAAUACCUCAGGAGUACUUCAGCGAGGUGAAGUACAGGGCUGAGUCUAAUGUGGAGCUCAAGUUCAACAUCACAGCCAAACCUGCUCCCACCAUCGAGUGGUUUAAGGACGGCAGGGAGCUGCAGCCCAGUGCCCAGCUCGCUUUCAAACACACAUUUGAGUCCACCAGCUUGUUCCUGAAGGACACCACCCGGCUGAACUCUGGGCUGUACGAGGUCAGGGUGAAGAACUCCUUGGGAACCGCAUGUGCCACUGUCAGGCUGCUCAUUCAAGACAAGUCUGGCCCCCCUGCUGGAGAGAUCCAGUUCAAGAAGGUGACCGCCAACAACAUCACCAUCAUGUGGUCCCCUCCUGCCGACGAGGGCGGCGCCAUGGUAACGCAUUACAUCGUUGAGAAGAGGGAGACGAGCAGAGUCAUGUGGUCCAUCGUCUCGGAGAAACUGGUCGAUUGCAUUGUCAACGUGCCCAGACUCAUCCCGGGCAACGAGUACAUCUUCAGGGUCCGCGGAGUCAACAAGUACGGCAUCGGGGACCCGCUGGAGUCCGAGCCCAUCAUCGCCAAGAACGCAUUUGUUCCUCCAAGCGAGCCAUCUAAGCCCAAAGUGACCAUGAUCACCAAGUCCACCAUGACGGUGAUCUGGGAGAGACCAGCCCUGGAUGGAGGCAGCGACAUUGACGGCUACUAUCUGGAGAAGAGGGAGAAGAAGAGUCUACAGUGGUUCAAGGUGGUGAAGGGAACCAUCCGAGACACCAGGCAGAAGGUCACCGGCCUGGUGGAGAACUGGGAGUACCAGUACCGGGUCUGUGCCGUCAACAAGGCCGGAGCAGGGAACUACUCGGAGGCUUCUGAACUCUACAAGGCCUACGACCCCAUCGAUCUGCCCGGGGAGCCUUCCAAGCUGCGUGUCCUGGACUCCACAAAGACAUCCAUCACCCUCGGCUGGGAGAAGCCGGUCUACGAUGGCGGCAGUGAAAUCACGCACUACAUUUUGGAACAAAUGAACACAGAGGAAAAAGAAUGGGUGAUCACCAACCCCCAGGUCAAGGGAUGCGAGUAUGUGGUGUCUCACCUCAAACCUGGAGUCUACUACUUCUUCAGAGUCUCUGCUGUCAACUGCAAGGGCAAAGGAGAAGACAUCAAGCUCUACCAGCCUCUGCAAGCCAAAGAUGUCUUGGAGGAGGCCGAUUUGGACUUGGAUGUUCCCAUGACGACCCAGUACACAGCCAGGGCCGGCCGUGACGUGGAAGUGUUUAUCCCUCUGAAGGGACGCCCCGCUCCCGGCGUCACGUGGCGCCGUGGUGACCGCAACAUCGCCGGUGACAACCGCUACACCAUCACCAACACCGAGCGAGCCACCACGCUCCUCAUCCCCAAGGUUACCCGUGAUGACCGCGGCAAGUACCUGCUGGAGAUCGAGAACGGCGUUGGAGAACCCAAGAUAAUCACCGUCUCCCUUAAAGUUCUGGACAGUCCGGCCACGUGCCAGAAACUGAUGAUGAAGAACGUGACGAGAGGGAAGCUGACGCUGAGCUGGGAGGCUCCUCUCAUCGAAGGCGGGUCCCCCGUCACGCAUUACAUCGUGGAGAAGAAGGCGUCCACCAUGAAGGCGUACCAGGUGAUCUGUGCCGAAUGUACCAACACCACUUACAAGGUGUCAGGCCUGGAGGAGGACGUAGCGUACUUCUUCCGUGUGUCUGCUGAAAAUGAGUACGGUGUGGGAGACACCUGCGAAACCACAGAGCCUGUAAGAGCCACCGAAACCCCCGGAGCCGUUAAAAACCUGGUAAUGCUGGACUCUACGAAGACAUCCGUGACCCUGCAGUGGACUAGGCCGGACCACGACGGCGGUAGCCACAUCACCGAAUACAUCGUUGAAAAGAGAUCCCAGGAAGAUCCCACAUGGACUUUGGGUGGGACAUGCAAGCGCUUCACCUGCGAGGUGACGGGGCUGAAAGAGAACGCUGUCAUGGACUUCAGGGUGUUCGCCAAGAAUGAGAAAGGCAACAGUGACUUCUCUCUGAUUGGCCCUAUCAUCGUAAAGGACUUCAUCAUUCUACCUGAGGCCAACCUCAUUGACUACCCCAACGGAGAGCUUCCUGUUCGUAUUGGUCAGAACAUCCACAUUGAGUUGCCCUUCAAGGGUAAACCAAAACCUGCAAUCAGCUGGCUGAAGGAUAACUUGCCCCUGAAGGAAAGUGACAAGAUUCGCUUCAGGACUACAGACAACAAGACUGCAGUCACGGUCAGAGGAGCCAAGAAGGAGCAUGCUGGCCAGUACACCUUGGUUCUGGACAACAGAGUCGUCAAGAACUACUUUGACAUCAAUGUGACCAUAUUGUCCCCCCCAUCGGUGCCUGUUGGUCCCAUCCGUUUUGAUGAGAUUAAGGCCCAGAGCAUCAUCAUUUCCUGGGAUGAGCCACAGGACAACGGGGGCGGUGAGAUCACGUGCUACAGCGUGGAGAAGCGGGAGACCUCCCACGCUAACUGGAAGAUGGUUUGCUCCAGUGUCGUCAGGGCUAACUUCAAGAUCCCCAACCUGGUCAAGGGAAGUCAGUACCAGUUCAGAGUCCGUGCAGAGAACAAGUAUGGAGUGAGCGAAGCCCUCACCUCCACAGAAGUUGUUGCCCAGCACCAGUUCAAACCUCCAGGGCCCCCAGCAAAACCAGUGGCCUUUAACAUCACCUGUGACGGUAUGACCAUUAAGUGGGAGGCCCCAGCCUUUGAUGGAGGAUCCCCCAUUUUGGGCUAUCAUGUUGAAAAGAAGGACAGAAACAGCCUCCUGUGGCAGAAGGUGAACUCCACCAUCAUCUCCAAACGAGAGUACAGGAUCAUUGGUCUCAUUGACGGUCUGGAGUACUCCUUCAGAGUUUACGCUGAGAACAACGCCGGACUUAGUCCUGUUAGCGAACAGAGCAAACAUGCACUCGCUGUCUCCCCUGUUGAUCCACCUGGCACCCCCGUCUGCAUCGAUGUGACCAGAGAUUCCGUCACCCUGCAGUGGGAGAUCCCCAAGAGGGACGGUGGAAGCAACAUCGUGGGCUACAGCGUGGAGAGACGCCAAGGCCGAGGCAAAUGGCUCCGAUGCAACUUCACCGACAUCUGCGAGACCCAGUUCACGGUCACGGGUCUGGCUGCCGGGGACAGAUUCGAGUUCAGGGUUAUUGCCAGGAAUGCUGUGGGCACCGUCAGUCCACCAUCCAACUCGUCUGGAUCCAUUAUGACCAAGGACGAGAGCAUUUCCCCUGAUAUUGAGUGGUCUCCAGACCAAGCUCUUACCCUGAGGGCCGGUGAGAAUGUUAAGCUCAGCUGCAGAAUCACUGGACGUCCCCUCCCCCAGAUCAUCUGGUACAAAGACGGCAAAGAGGUGGACAAGAGGACCAUGUUUGACAUUGAGAUUACCACCGGCAUCGGCACCAGCAGCGUUUUUGUUCGCGAUGCUGACAGGAGCCAUCGUGGCAUCUACACUAUCGAGGCCAGGAACAGCUCCGGCUCCAAGAAAGCUGAAGUCAAUGUCAGAGUACAAGAUACCCCCGGACCUGUCGACGGUCCCAUCCGUUUCACCGGCAUCACUGCUGAGAAGUGCACAGUGUGGUGGAACCCGCCGGAGAACGACGGCUGCGCCGCCAUCACCCACUAUGUGGUGGAGAAGAGGGAGACGUCUAGGAUCUCCUGGGCCACCGUCACCUCUAAAUGUGAAGCCUGUUCCUACAACGCCGCCAACCUCAUCAAGGGCAACGAGUACCAGUUCAGGAUCUCGGCUGUCAACAAGUUCGGUGUUGGCAAACCGCUUGACUCUGAUGCCUUCAUUGCACAGAUGCAAUACACUGUGCCCGACGCCCCUGGUACCCCCGAUGCCACCCAUGUGACAGGAACCAGCAUCACGUUGUGCUGGACCAGGCCGAGGACGGACGGAGGCAACGAGAUCAAGCACUACAUCCUGGAGAGGAGGGAGAAGAAGAGCCUGCGCUGGCUGAAGGUGUCCUCCAAGAGGCCCAUCACAGAGCUAAGACACCGGGUCACCAACCUAACCGAGGGCAACGAGUACGAGUUCCGCGUCAUGGCUGAGAACGGCGCCGGCAUCGGACCAACUAGCAGCACGUCCAGGCUCUUUAAAUGCAGGGAACCAACCAGCGCUCCCAGCGCCCCCACACUAAUCAAGGUGACUGACUCCACCAAGUCCUCCGUCAGCCUGGAAUGGACCAAGCCCGUGUUUGACGGCGGCUUGGAGAUCAUUGGCUACAACAUCGACAUGUGCAAGGCCAGUCUGGAGGAGUGGCACCGAGCCAACAACCAGCUGUGCAUCCACACCAGAUACACCGCCAAGGGCCUGACGCCUGGCGAGCUCUACAAGUUCAGGGUUAGUGCCGUGAACAAGUCCGGAGAGGGCGACGCCUCCGUGUUGGCGAGCGCCGUCCAGGCUCUGGACCGACUGAGAUCUCCCGAGAUCGACAUCGAUUCCAACUUCAAGCAGACUCACAUUGUGAAGAACGGCGGCACCGUCACACUCCAGAUCGCCUUCCACGGCAAACCAGCUCCCCUCGCCACCUGGUCCAAGGUAGACGGGGAUCUUCCUGUCAUGGGCGACAUCAACACCACAGACUGCAUGUCGACUCUGACCAUUGAGGGGUGCACCAGGUACGAAGCUGGCAAAUACACCCUGUCCCUGGAGAACAACAGCGGGCGCAAGGCCAUCACGUUCACCGUCAAAGUCCUGGACACGCCCGGACCCCCCGGAGCGAUCAACUUCAAAGACAUCACUCGCGGAGCAUUGACCAUGAUGUGGGACGCCCCAACCAAUGACGGCGGAGCCCGCAUCCACCACUACAUAGUGGACAAACGCGAGGCAAGCCGCCUGGCCUGGCAGGAAGUCAGCACCAAGUGCUCACGGCAGAUGAUUAAGGUGACCGGGCUGGACGUUGGGGUGCCGUAUCUGUUCAGGGUGAUCGCCGUGAACCAGUACGGCCAGGGAGAACCUCAUGAGAUGACGGAGCCCAUCAUCGCCACGGAGGAACCCUCUCCGCCCAAGAGACUCGACGUUGUCGACACAACCAACUCCUCGGCCUCCCUGGUGUGGCUGAAGCCUGAGCACGACGGAGGCAGCCGCAUCCGAGGCUACAUCGUUGAGUUCAGAGCUAAAGGCACCGACCGCUGGGUUGUUGGCGGAGAGACCAAAUCCCAGAAGAUGCUUUUGGAGGGUCUGACUGAGAACACAGAGUACGACUUCAGAGUCAAAGCCAAGAACGACGCAGGGACCAGCGAGCCGCAGGGCACCUUCGGCUCCGUGGUCAUCAAGGAGCCCCGCAUUGAACCGACCGCCGACCUUAGCGGCAUCACCAACCAGCUGGUCACCUGCAAGAUGUCCAACACCUUCACCAUCGACAUCCCCAUCAGCGGACGGCCGGCACCCAAAGUCACCUGGAAGCUGGAGGAGAUGAAGCUGAAAGAGAGCGACCGGGUCUCCAUCAGAACCACGAAGGAGUCCACCACCCUGGUGGUGAGAGACAGCAAGAGGAGCGACAGCGGCAAGUACUUCCUGAUCUUAGAGAAUGCCGCCGGCGUCAAAACGUUCACGGUGACCGCGAUGGUGGUCGGCAGACCAACUCCGCCCACAGGCCCCGUGAAGAUCUCUGAGGUGUCGUCCGAGUGCUGCACCCUGUCCUGGGACGAGCCGGCCGACGACGGCGGCAGCGACAUCACCAACUACAUUGUGGAGAAGCGAGAGUCCGGAUCGGCGUCCUGGCAAGUCGUGAACUCCAGCGUGAAGAGGACCACCAUCAAAGUGACUCACCUCACCAAGUACAUGGAGUACACCUUCAGGGUCUGCGCCGAGAACAAGUUCGGAGUCAGCAAGUCCACCGAGUCUGCAGCCGUCGUUAUCGAGCAUCCAUACGUUGCUCCAAGUCCUCCAUCUCGUCCUGAUGUGGUCUCUGUGUCCGCUAACGCCAUCAACAUCAAAUGGGACUUGCCCUACGCCGACGGGGGCAGCAAGGUAUCGGGCUACUGGAUCGAGAAGAAGGAGAGGAACACCAUCCUGUGGGUGAGGGAGAACAAGCUGCCCUGCCUCGAGUGCCAUUACAAGGUGUCCAACCUGAUUGAGGGCCUGGAGUACCAGUUCAGGGUCUACGCCAUGAACAUCUCCGGACUCAGCAAGGCCAGCGAGGCUUCCAGGCCCGUGGUGGCGCUCAAUCCUGUUGAUCCUCCUGGGAAGCCUGAGGUGACGGACAUCACCCACUCCUCCGUGUCCUUGUGCUGGACUGUGCCGGCCAAUGAUGGCGGCAGCAAGAUCGUGGGCUACGUGGUGGAGAGGAAAGUCUACAGCGCAGACGAAUGGGACGACAACCGCUGGCUCAAGUGUAACUACACCACCAUCAGCGAGAACUACUUCACCGUCACCAACCUGGGGGAGGGGGAGACCUAUGAGUACCGCAUCAUUGCCAAGAACGCCGCAGGAGUCCACAGCGCUCCCUCCGACAUCAUCGGACCAAUCACGUGCAAGGACGAAUACUCGCCUCCGAAGGCAGAGCUGGACAGCAAGCUGGUCGGGGAGACGGUGGUGGUCACCGCCGGCUCGGACCUGGUGCUGGACGGCGCCGUGGGCGGGAAGCCCGAGCCCACGGUGUACUGGUCCAAGGGAGACAAGAUCCUGGAGCUCGGGGAGAAGUACUCGCUGAGCUACACCUCCACCCGGGCCAUGGCCGUCAUCAAGAGCUGCAACCGCUACGACACGGGCCGCUACGUCCUCACGGUGAAGAACGCCGGCGGAGUCAAGAUGGCCGCCGUCACCGUCAAAGUCCUGGACACCCCCGGCGCUCCGGCCGAUAAGAUCACCAUCAGCAGGGUGACGGAGGAGAAGUGCACCGUCUCCUGGAAGAUUCCUCUGGAGGACGGCGGGGACAUCGUGUCCCACUACAUCGUGGAGCGCCGCGAGACCAGCCGCCUCAACUGGGUCAUCAUGGAGAGCGAGUGCAAGACGCUGUCCUGCGUCAGCAGCCGGCUGAUCAAGAACAACGAGUACGUGUUCCGGGUCCGAGGAGUCAACAAGUACGGCGUCGGCGUCCCCCUUGAGUCCGAACCCGUCAUCGCCAGGAACGCCUACACCAUCCCGUCCCAGCCGGGCACCCCCGAGGCCACGGGCGUGGCUAAAGAGCACGUCGUCAUCGAGUGGCUGAAGCCCGAGAGUGACGGAGGCAGCGAGAUCAAGACUUACCUGGUUGACAAACGGGAGGCCAGCAGCACCAGCCUGAUUCUGAACCCUUCUCCACCCUGGUUAGAAAUGCCGGACCUGGAGCUGGCCGAGGACCUGAAGAAGACGGUGUGCGUGCGCGCCGGAGGAACCCUGCACCUGGUGGUGCACGUGGGCGGGCGCCCGACCCCCGUGGUGACCUGGAGGAAGACGGGGGUGGAGCUGCAGCGCCGCGGCUACAUCGAGACCACCGAGAGCUCCACCUCGCUAAUGAUGGAGAAGGUCAACCGCUACGACUCGGGCAAAUACAUCGUGGAGGCGGAGAACCCGUCUGGCAAGAAGACCGCCAUCAUCCUGGUUAAGGUCUACGACACCCCCGGUCCCCCCGGUGCCGUGAAGGUGAAGGACUACACCAAGGAGUCGGUGGUGAUCACGUGGGACGUCCCGAGCAUCGACGGCGGCGCCCACAUCAGCAACUACAUCGUGGAGAAGCGCGAGGCGACCAUGAAGUCGUACCGGACGGUGACCACCGAGUGCCGGAAGACGCUGUUCCGCAUCGGCGGCCUGGAGGAGGGCGUGCACUACUUCUUCAGGGUGCUGCCGGAGAACAUCUACGGCGUGGGCGAGCCCUGCGAGACCGCCGAGGCCGUGCUGGUGUGCGAGGUGCCGUCGGUGCCUCAGGACCUGCAGGUGCUCGACGUGAUGCCGAAGAUCGACAUGACCAACAUCCCUCAGAAGAUCGUGUACGUGCACCGCGGCAAACCCAUCGACCUGAACCUGCCGAUCAGCGCCAGGCCGCUGCCCGUCUGCUCCUGGUUCUUCGGCGGCGCCAAGCUGAAGGACAGCCUGGACCGCAUCAAGAUCGACAGCAGCGCCAAGUCCAGCCGCCUCGUCAUCCGCGAGACCACCAUCAACGACACCGGGCGCUACUCGCUGGAGGUGAAGAACGCCGUCGGCACGGCAACCGAGGUCAUCAAGGUCAUCAUCCUCGACAAGCCCGGCGUCCCGGUGGGACCGGUGAAGAUCGAGGAGACUGACGGCGUGUCGGUGACGGUCAGCUGGGAACCGCCGGAGAAGGACGGCGGCGCCAACGUCAGCGGCUACGUGGUGGAGCAGCGCGACGCCCACCGCCCGGGCUGGGUCACCGUCUCAGAGUCGGUCACGCGGCCCUGCUACAAGUUCACCAGGCUGACCGAGGGAACCGAGUACGUGUUCCGCGUCGCCGCCAUGAACCGCUUCGGCGUCGGCAGCUUCCUGCAGUCGGAGGUGGUGGAGUGCAAGAGCCCGAAGACGGUCCCGGGACCCCCCAGCAGGCCGGAGGUCCUGGACGUGACCCACGAGGGCAUGACGCUGACGUGGCGCCCCCCCGAGGACACCGGUGGCUCCACCAUCGCCGGCUACAUCAUCGAGCGCAAGGAGGCGGGCUCGGAGCGCUGGAUGAAGAUCAGCAAGAACCCCGUCACCAUGACGCGGUUCCGGUCCUCGGGCCUGAUCGAGGGCCUGGAGUACGAGCACCGCGUCACCGCCAUCAACUCCAGGGGGGAAGGCAAGCCCAGCGAGGCCUCCGCCAUCACCGUCGCCAUGGAUCCCAUCGAGCCUCCAGGGGUCCCGGUCCAGCCCCGAGUCACCGACUCCACCCGGAGCUCCGUGUCCCUGGCCUGGCUGCCGCCCGAGGAGGAGGGCGGCUCCGUCAUCACCGGGUACUUCAUCGAGAUGCAGAAGGUGGACCAGGUGGAGUGGACCCUGUGCAACACCACGCCCACCAAGAUGUGCGAGUACACACUGACCCACAUGCCGCAGGGCGCCGAGUACAAGUUCCGGGUCGUGGCGUGCAACGCCGGCGGCACCGGGGAGCCCGCGGAGGUUCCUGGAGUCGUCAAAGUCCAGGAGAUGUUGGAUUAUCCCGACUACGAGCUGGAGCGUAAGUACGAGGAGGGCUACGUGGUGCGGCAGGGCGGAGUCAUCCGUUUGUCCGUGCCCAUCAAGGGUAAACCCUUCCCGACGUGCAAGUGGACGAAGGACGGCCGCGACAUCUCGCACCGCGCCAUGAUCGCCACGCACGAUGACAUCACCGAGCUGGUCAUCAAAGAGGCACACAAAGAUGACACGGGCAGCUACGACCUGGUGCUGGAGAACAAAUGUGGCCGGAAGGCCGUCUACAUCAAGGUGAAGGUGAUUGGACGCCCCGACGUCCCAGAAGGCCCUCUGGAGUUUGACGACAUUCAGAUCCGAUCGGUGCGGGUCAGCUGGAGGCCGCCGUCGGACGAUGGCGGCGCCGACAUCCUGGGCUACAUCGUGGAGCGGCGCGAGGUCCCGAAGGCCGCCUGGUGCACGGUGGACUCGCGGGUUACCGAGACCUCUCUGGUGGUGAAGGGCCUGAAGGAGAACGUGCAGUACCACUUCAGGGUUUCCGCUGAAAACCAGUUUGGCGUCAGCAGAUCUCUGAAGUCGGAUGAGGCCGUCACGCCGAAAACACCACUGUGCCCACCAGAACCUCCCAGCAACCCUCCAGAGAUCAUGGAGGUAACCAAGACAACGGUGUCUCUGUCCUGGGCCCGGCCCAGGGACGACGGCGGCUCCCGCAUCACAGGUUACUACGUGGAGAGGAGGGAGGUGUCGACCGAGAAGUGGGUCCGACACAACAAGACCCACAUCACCACAACCAUGUACAAUGUCAGCGGCCUCAUCCCCGACGCCGAGUACAUGUUCAGGGUGGUGGCGCAGAACGAAGUCGGGCUGAGCGAAGCCGGGCCCGCCUCGGAGUCCGUGGUCUGCAAAGAGCCUUUCGACAAACCUAGCCAGCCGGGAGAGAUUGACAUCAUCUCCGUGACCAAAGACUGCAUCACCAUCCACUGGCUGCGGCCGGAGCACGACGGCGGCAAAGAGAUCCUGGGCUACUGGAUCGAGUUCAGGCAGGCCGGAGAGACCGCCUGGAAGAAAUGCACCAAGGAACGCUCAAAGGACCGCCAGUUCACCAUGGGCGGCCUGAUGGAAGCCACCGAGUACGAGUUCAGGAUCUUCGCUGAGAACGAGACCGGACUGAGCCGACCACGCCGCACGCCAAUGGGCAUCAAGACCAAACUGAGCGUUGGUGAGGCUCCAGCUCUGAAGGAAGACGUCCAGGACGUCACCACCAAGCUCGGCGAGUCGGGCACGCUGACCUGCGGCAUCGUCGGCAGACCGCUGCCCGAGAUCAAGUGGUACCGCUACGGCAAGGAGCUGAUCCAGAGCCGCAAGUACAAGAUGAGCUCGGACGGGCGUAACCACUCGCUGAGCAUCCUGACGGAUGAGCAGGAAGACGAGGGCCAGUACAGCUGCAGGGCCGUCAACGAGGCCGGAGAGGUGGAGGCCAGCGGCAAGCUGCGCCUGCAGGCGGCGCCGCAGUUCCACCCCGGCUUCCCUCUGAAGGAGAAGUACUUUGCCGGCGCCGGCACCAGCCUCCGCCUCCACGUCGUCUACAUCGGACGCCCCAUCCCCCAGAUCAUGUGGUUCUACGGCAAGAAGCCUCUGAACGCCUCCGAGAACGUAAUCAUUGAAAACACCGAGAGCUACACCCACCUGGUGGUGAGGAACGUCCAGAGGAAGACCAACGCCGGCCGCUACAAGGUGCAGCUCAGCAACGUGUACGGAACCAUCGACACCGUGCUCCGCGUGGAAAUCCAAGAUAAACCAUGCAUCCCCGAGGGCCCCAUUGUUGUUGAAGGUCUGCGGAAGAGCUCCAUCAUCAUCAGCUGGAAGCCUCCCAAAGACGACGGUGGCUCCAUGAUCACCAACUACAUUGUGGAGAAACGCGAGGCCAAAGAAGGCGAGCAGUGGAAUCUGGUGUCCUCCUCCGUCUCUGGCACCACCUGCCGUGUCCCCAACCUGAUUGAGAGCGCCGGAUACUACUUCAGAGUCUCUGCCCAGAACCAGUACGGAGUCAGCGAGUCUCUGGAGAUCCCGUCCGUGGUCAUCAUUAAGAGUCCAUUUGAAAAACCUGGCAUCCCACAGCAGCCAUUCAUCAUCAGCUCCACCAAGGACUCGUGCGUCGUGUGCUGGAAGCCUCCGAGCAGCGACGGCGGUGCUAAAAUCACCAGCUACUACCUGGAGAAACGUGAGAAGAAGCAGAACAAGUGGAUGUCAGUGACCAGUAAGAAAUUUGUGGAGACCAGCUUCGAGGUCACGGCGUUGCUCGAGGGCUUUGAAUACGAGUUCCGUGUCAAGUGUGAGAACAUGGGCGGCGAGAGCGACUGGAGCGAGAUCUCAGCGCCAAUCAUCCCCAAGUCCGACCAGGCUCCUCGCGCUCCCGCCUUCAGGGAGGAGAUCAGGGACAUGACCGUCAAAUACCACGCCAAUGCCACAUUUGUCACCAAGGUGGUGGGAUAUCCCAAACCUGUGGUCAAAUGGUACCGCAGUGGAAAGGAGAUCCAGGCCGAUGGAACUAAGAUCAAAGCCCAGGAGUUCAAGGGUGGCUACUACCAGCUGGUCAUUGUCUCAGCCGACGAGACGGACGCUACAGUUUACCAAGUCAGAGCAACCAACUCAUCAGGAUCCAUCUCUACAACUGCCAACCUGGAGGUGGAAGUUCCUGCUAAGAUCCACCUGCCUAAGGAGCUCCAGGGAAUGGGAUCAGUCAACGCUGUCCGUGGGGACAACAUCACCAUCAAGAUCCCCAUCUCUGGCAAACCGGAGCCAGCAAUUACUUGGCAGAAGGGUCAGGAGAUUCUCUCCAACUCUCUGUAUCACCAAGUCAUUACUACGAGGUCAUUCACGUCCCUCGUCUUCCAGAAGGGAGUGCAGAGGAAGGACACUGGCUACUACAUCAUUACUGCAAAGAACAGGUUCGGUACGGACAAACAAACCAUUGAGGUGAACGUGGCCGACAUACCUGAGCCCCCAAAGGGACUCGUUGUCAGCGACAUUACCAGGGACUCCAUCACGUUGACCUGGGAGCCUCCUGCCAACGACGGCGGAAGUGAAAUCAUUGGCUACAUCGUGGAGAAAUGUCCCACAACUGCGGACAGAUGGAUCCGCGCAGGACACACUGCUGACUGCAGCAUCACAAUCAUCAACAUGUUCGGAAAGACCAAGUACCAGUUCCGUGUCAUCGCCGAAAACCAGUUUGGCCUGAGCGCUCCUUGUCAGCCGACUGAGCCAAUCACGACAAAGGAAGACACGUCCGUGAUCAGGAAUUAUGACGAGGAAGUGGACGAAACCAGGGAGGUUACCAAGGAGGAGGCUUUGUCCUACAAGGUAAAGGAGCUUUCAUCCAAGUACGUCAUCUCUGAGGAGCUUUCUCGCUGCCAGUUUGGAGUGGUCCACCGCUGCACGGAGAUCGCCACCAAGAAGACCUUCAUGGCCAAGUUCAUCAAAGUCAAAGGAACCGACCGUGAGUUGGUUCUCCGAGAAAUCGAAGCCUUAAAUGUAGCAAGGCACAAGAAUGUCAUCUAUCUGCAUGAAUACUUUGAAAGCAUGGAGGAGAUCAUCCUGAUCUUUGAAUUCAUCUCUGGAGUGGACAUCUUUGAGCGCCUCGGCACCAGCAACUUUGAGCUCACAGAGCAGGAGAUUGUCCGUUACCUGAGACAAGUCUGCUCUGCCCUCAAGUUCAUGCACAGCCACAACUUCGGCCACUUCGACAUCCGCCCAGACAACAUUGUCUACACAACAAGGAGAAGCACCAAUGUAAAGAUUAUCGAGAUGGGCCAGGCAAGGCUUCUGGUGCCAGGAGAAAACAUCAGAAUGCUGUUCUCUGCUCCAGAGUACUGCGCCCCUGAGAUCCAUCGUCACGACCUGGUCACAACUGCCACAGAUAUGUGGUCCGUGGGUGUCAUGGCUUACAUUCUGCUAAGUGGCCUUAAUCCGUUUGCAGCAGAGUCCGUCACAAAGAUGAUUGAGAACAUCUCCAACUGUGAGUACAUCUUUGACAGUGAAGCGUUUAGGGACAUCAGCCUGGAGGCUAUGGACUUUGUGGACAGACUUCUAGUGAAAGACAGGAAGCUCCGUAUGACCGCCCACGAGGCUCUGGAGCACCCUUGGCUCAAGAUGAAGAUCGAGAAUGUCAGCACCAAGGUCAUCAGGACAUUGAGACACAGAAGGUACUACCAGACUUUUGCAAAGAGGGUAGAUAUCAUUGUGUCGUCGGCUCGUGUGGCUUACGGUGGUGCCUUCAAGAACCAGAGAGGAUUGGCUGUUGGAAAAGUGAAGAUUGGAAGUGAGUACCAUGGCCUCCGCACCGGUCCAGUCAUGCAUGCCUCAGCUGAGGAAGGCGGCCAUGUCAGAUUCACUUGUAGCAUCACCGACUAUGACAAGAGCACUCAGGCUUCAUGGUUCUUUGGAAACCGCCAGCUCCAUGCAAGUGCUAAGUAUGAAAUCACCUACAGCAACGGUUUUGCCAGCAUCUACGUGAAAGACAUCGAAGAGAGUGACGAUGGUGUGUACAGAUGCAAAGUGGUGAGCGACAACGGAGAGGACAGUGCUUAUGGAGAGCUCUUUGUUGAGACUGUGAGGAGCAUCCGAGAGCACUACAUCAGCCGCUCAAUCAAGAAACUGAGGAGGAGGGUUGACAAGACAAAACUCCUGCAGAGACCGCCAGAGUUCACUCUGCCUCUCUACAAUCGCUCUGCCUACAUCGGUGAAGACGUGCGCUUCGGCGUCACUAUCACCGUGCACCCGGAGCCUCACGUGACGUGGCUGAAGAACGGAGAGAGGAUUAAGGCGGGCGACGACGAUCGCAAGUACACGUUCACCAGCGAUAAGGGCCUGUACCAGUUAAUGAUCCACAACCUGGACAUGAACGACGAUGCAGAGUACACAGUCAUGGCCAACAACAAGUUUGGAGAAGAUAGCUGCAAGGCACGUCUCACCGUGACACCUCAUCCUGUGACUGAGGAAACUAUGAGGCCCAUGUUCAAACGUCUGCUGGCUAACGUUGAGUGUGUUGAGGGACACAGUGUACGCUUUGAGCUCAGAGUCUCAGGUAUUCCAACUCCAACUCUGAAAUGGCAGAAGGACGGUCAUGCGCUUGAGUUUGGUCCCAAAGUUGUUGUCAUACAGGAGGACCUCGACUACUAUGUCUUGCACAUUAGAGACACUUUGCUCGAGGACUCCGGUGUAUACACUGUGACUGCAACCAACUGUGCCGGCUCUGCAAGCUGCCAGGCUACCCUAAAGGUGGACCGCCUCACCUACACCAGGAGAGAGUACAAGAGCGAGGAGGAGAAACACAGACACGUACAGAAACAAAUAGAAAAGACCCACAAGAUGGCUCUGCAGAUUGUCGCCACUGAGGAGCUCGUACCACUCAACCCAACGGCCCAGGAGGCGCUCAAAUUUGCUUCAGAGAUGUACAAGCCCGCCGUGAGCACCAAGAACGUCGAAGGCGAGUUUGACAUCACUGUUGAGAAGUCUGAGACGAAGAAGUUGGAGGAGGAGAGGAGGAUCUUCAUGCCAUAUGAGAUCCCCGAGCCUGUGGUUCACGAUCCCAGAGCUUUGGAUGAGGACAAGGGUAUCAAACUGUUUGUGCCUCUCUCUGACAUGAAGUGGUAUCGAAAGCUGAAAGACCAGUACGAGGUUUCGGAGAAGAUGGAGAGGAUCGUGCAGAAGAGGCAAAGACGUAUACGCCUGUCCAGGUGGGAACAGUUCUAUGUAAUGCCCCUUCCGAGAAUCAGUGACCAGUACAGGCCAAGAUGGCGUAUCCCGAAACUCACUCAGGAUGAUUUGGAGAUCGUCAGGCCCGCCCGCCGAUCACCUUCUCCUGAAUCCGAGAUAUCCUUUAGAUCCAGAAGGAGAUCUCUGGGAGACAUGAGUGACGAGGAGCUGCUGAUGCCCGUGGAUGACCACCUUUCCAUGAGGAAAACCGAGGAAGAGAAAAUGAUGCUGGAGGAUGAGCUGGAGCUCGGCUUUUCAGCCUCUCCGACCCGCAGCCCUGUCCGCAUUAAGCGCCGUGCCGUGGAACUCAAAGAGAGGCGUCAGGAAGUCAGGCACGAGUCUGUUGAGGUUUCUGAGACAAAGAAGAAACGCACCGUUUCUCAGUUCAUGAGGAGGAGAAGGUCUCUGUCUCCUACAUACAUUGAGCUCAUGCGUCCCGUCUCCGACCUGAUCAGACCGUCACGUGCCAAGCUCCCGGUGGAGGUGGAGGGAGAGGCAGUGGUGCGGAGGUCCCCCACGCCAGAGAGGACGCGUCCUCGCUCUCCUAGCCCCAUCAGGUCCGUGGAGAGGUCAUCCCGCUCCUCCUCCAGGUUUGAGCGUUCCGCCCGCUUCGACAUCAUGUCCCGCUACGAGGCAAGAAAGGCUGCUCUGAAGUCCGAGAGGAAAUACCAGGUAGUCAGCCAGACGCCUUUCAGUCUGGACCACGCUCCCCGCGUGACAGUCAGGAUGCGCUCUCAUCGCGUACCGAUCGGCCAAGACACCAAGUUCACCCUGAACAUCCAAACCAAGCCAGAGGCCGAGGUCAAGUGGUUCCACAACGGAACUGCAAUCUCCGAAAGCAACGAAAAGUACAUAUUCACCAACAUGGGCGGUGUGUUGUCCAUCACUAUCCUGGAGUGUCAGGAAGACGACAGCGGCACGUACCGCUGCGUGUGCUCCAACGCCAAGGGAGAAGCGUCCGACUACGCCACCCUCGAUGUGUCCGGCAGUGGCUACACCACCUUCUCCUCUCGCCGCAGAGAUGAAGACGUCCAGAAACAAUACGUCCCUGAAGUCACUAAGAUCGACCACUAUCAUACCACACACUUCAAAGCUGGCUACUCUUCCCAGACACACUUGGAGGUAGAAGAGAGCAAGUCUAAAAUAACAGAGACACGUGAAAGAUACGCUGCCUCCUCUGAGAGACACUCAUCUGCCGAGAGGUACGAUGCAUCCAUCAAGUACGCCUCUGCUGAAUACCUGUCAUCUGAUUCCUCCUAUUCAUCGGAGAAGUAUUCUUUGACUGGGAAACGCACCAUGACUGAAGCUAAACUGAAGUCAUCAUCUGCUGCUACAGCUGUGGCCGAGGAAGUUCCUGUACACAAGGUGAAGCCUUCUCUUCCUGCCAAAAUCCUUACCAAACCCCAGUCUGUGACAGUCGCUGAGGGCGAGAGCGCCAGAUUCUCUUGCGACAUCGACGGUGAGCCUUCACCGAGCGUAACGUGGAUACACAAGAGCACAACCAUCGUCUCGUCUCACCAUGUCCACGUUACCACCACGCAGUACAAGUCCAGCAUGGAGAUCUCGUCUGUGAUGGCGUCUGACGAGGGCAGCUACACGGUCGUGGUGGAGAACUCAGCUGGCCGACAGGAGGCUCACUUCACUCUGACGAUCCGCAGAUCAGUUACCAAAGAGGAAGUCAAGGCUGUGAAAUCCCCAGAGCCAUCUGUAAAGUCACCCACUCCGAGUGUGAAAUCUCCGGAGCCCUCCGUCACAUCACCGGCUCCUUCCAUCACUUCCCCUGUCCCCAGCAUCAAGUCACCCACACCAAGCGUCAAGUCUCCCGAACCAAGUAUAAAGUCUCCUGUUUCGAGCGUGAAGUCACCAACGGCGAGCAUGAAGUCUCCAGCGCCCAGCUUAAAAUCACCAUCACUAGGCGUCAAAUCUCCUGAACCCGAGGGAAUUAAGUCACCACGCGGACUAAAAUCCCCUGAACCCAAACUCAAGUCACCACCGCCACCAAUCAAGUCUCCUGAACCUGAGGGAGUGAAAUCAACCCGUGGCAUCAAAUCUCCAGAACCUGCAGGAAUCAAAACACCAAGAGGACUUAAAUCUCCAGAACCGGCGGGAAUCAAAACACUAAGAGGUCUUAAAUCUCCAGAACCUUUAGGCCUCAAAUCCCCAAGAGCCUUAAAGUCCCCUGAGCCCGAGGGAAUCAAAUCACCCCCAAGGAUGAAGUCUCCUCCUCCCCUCAUGUCCCCGAAGAGGGUCGUUUCUCCACCCACCGUCAAAUCCCCAACCCCGAAACCACCCAAAGUCCUAAGUCAGCUGACAGCCGAGGCGAGCGAAGGCUCGGUGCGGAUGUCCUGCGUCUGCGAGAGCAGCGUCAAGGCGGUGGUGUGGUAUGUCAACGGGAGGAGGCUUUCACAAAGCAGCCGCUUUGAGAUGCGCUACUCAGAGGGCUCUUGCAGCCUUCUGAUCUGUGACCUGGCAGACAGCGAUCAAGGAGAGUACACCUGUGAGAUGACGUCAGAGGGAGGAGUGUCCAAAUCCUCCUUCUCCUUCACAGGACAGGCGUUCCAGUCCAUACGGAUGAAGGUCACAGCCUACCGUGAGCAGCAGCAACUGGCAGUUAAAGGAUCCAUGGCGAUGAGCCAGAAGGAGUCAUCUUCAUCCAUGAGCUCAUCCAUGAUGAUGAAGAAAGAGAUGCACGUGAUGGAGGAGUCGUCCUCCUUCUCUUCCUCCGCCCAGCAGGCAAUGAUGUCUUCCAUGAUGGAGUCCAGCUCCUUCAGCAGUAUGGCAGCCGAGAUGAAGUUCGAGACUAUGUCCAUGUCCAGCAUGUCCUCCAUGACGUCCGAGACAUACGCCAUGAGCUCCCAAAGCGAGGGAUCCUCUUUCAGAGCACUCGGUGGCGCUCCGCGGAUCGAGGCUCUGCCGGAGGACAUCAGCAUUGAGCCGGGCAAAGUCCUGACGGUCACCUGCGCCUUCUCCGGCGACGCCAAGCACAUAGAGUGGUCCCGCGGCGGCAGAACCAUCGAGGUGACCGCCGGCGGACGCUUCCACAUCGACACCACGGAGGACCUGACCACGCUCAUCAUCACCGGCGUGAAGGAGGAAGACGCCGGGACCUACACCCUGAAGCUGUCCAACGAGCUCGGCUCGGACACAGCGACGGUGCACAUUAGCAUUCGAUCAGCGUAAAAAAACUUAAAAAAUCAGUCAAUCUUCCCCUCUUCCCUACUUCCAUGCCUUUUUAUUUAUUAAGUAAGCAAAAAAUAAUCUACUUCAUGAAGAUCUGGAUUUCUGUUCUUGUAAAUAUGAACUAUUUUUGUACCAAUCUUGACAUUAAUUUAUGCCAAACUAGACUAAAGUCUGAAGUUGUUAUAAAAUGUGCCUUAUUGGAUAACUAUGACUUAGGAUUUUUGAUCCAUUUUUCUGUGACAUGUACAUAAUGUAUAUAGCCGAAUUGAACGGUUAUGGGAAAUGUAUGCAUUGUUAUUUAUGACAAUAAUAUUAACCGAAACAAAGUGAAACUAAACGUGGCUUAACAGGAGAAAGUUUCCCCCGGAACGAAUACCCUGUUGAGCCAAGAAACUAAACGAUGUGCCUCAACGAUGCGUUGAAGUCUUAAGAUUGCCUCAGCAGGUGGAGAGGCUCCCUGUUGACGUUACUCGAUCCGAGACAGAACUACGUCGGCACCGCGGUGCCGUCGCAUUGGAGGAACAGUGCGAGAUCCUGAGUGCUGUUUGCAUAUACCCUCAUGUAAGCAGGACGACUGGACCUCGCUCUCCUGACUGAUUACGUCGUACCGCUGUUUCAAUGAUGUGCUCACAGUGCGAGCGGCCUGCACUCCCUGAGCACCAGCGUUAUUUUUUGGUUUUGUGCUCCGCUUCUGGCGACCGACCGCUCCCUCGGCUCUGCGGUCGUACCAUCGAACCUGGCAAAUUAAAAAAAAUAAUGAAAAAGAACCAAAGAGUCGGCGUUGCGCUUGCUUGCAGAGGCGGAGCUGUCUCUCGGAGGUCUGCGGUGUGUCUGUGUGGUAGUUUUUAGGAGUUCGGGCGGCACCGGAACCGAACCGGCAGCCGAAAACCAGCCGGCGCGGCGGUGAGCGAGGAAGUGGAGAAACGUGGUGUUGCCCGGCGCUUUGGUUUGGUUGAAGUUAGAGUGUAGCGUUGAGUAUUUUGGCAACCUCCGGGAGUUUGUCUCCAGUUUUGAUUUAAUAAAGCAUGAUUAUCAGCACU
Molecule: messenger RNA, 88164 nt
Organism: Etheostoma cragini (Arkansas darter)
Lineage: Eukaryota; Metazoa; Chordata; Actinopteri; Perciformes; Percidae
Product: titin-like
Exons: 206
Biological process (GO): protein phosphorylation
Molecular function (GO): protein binding; protein kinase activity; ATP binding
Source: RefSeq, a predicted model, not a curated record